AUGGACUCUCUGGGUCAGGGGAGCCCCGGUGGCCCAGCCAGGGUGAGCCGUAUUGAGUUACAGAUGGAGGCAUUCCUCCCUGCCCAGGGUAUAGCUGGACCACAUCCAAAAACAAACAGCCUGCACGGGGGAAGAUAGCUAGCCGUGGUGGUGGUUCAGUUUUGUGUUUUGUGCUUCAUGUGUUUAUUUCACAAUUUAAUUAAACAUCCAGGGCCCUUUUCCACGAAGGUUGGGGUAGUUUUCCAAAUAACACUGUGGGUAAAAUGUGCAGCUUUUUGACUUUAACUACAGUAGAGAGAAUAAAACCAGCUCAGACAGGACUAUUCUGUACCUGACAGCCGGCUUUCCAGCUUUCUCUUCUGUUGAUAUUUAGGAACCUAGUUCAGCGUGACAAGUCUCCUCUUGAUUGUGUGAGGUCCCGUAAAUCAUUCCUUGUUUUGACAUCUGGGGUGGUGGUGGGUUACCAUGGUAAUGCAAUAAAGUGGAGUGAACUCUGGGCAGAGUGGAGUGAGGCAUGCUGGGUAGUUGGUGCCCCUCUAUUCUGUAAUGUGUCCUACAGUAGGUGUGGACAGGACUGGACAGGGGGUGGUCUGUAUCUGUAGUGAGGCAGUGGAGAAGCUUACAGUGAAACACCUGCCACAAAGUCAACAUUUAUUUAACUGUUGUUUUAGUGUGCCUUCCCUGUGUGUUUGUAUCUUGCACUAAAUGUUGUGCCAGAUGUUUGGGGGGUGUGUGUGAGCGCCACAAUGUGUAUACUACUCAGGAGACAAGCUUGCUUAAAAAGUUGUGUUCGUGGGUGUGCGUUUUUGUAUGUCAGUGUGCAUAUAGCGAACCAAACCAUACCAGUGCAGGUGUUAAGUUUUCUUGUGGGCUUAUGGAGUUUGUGUUGGUGCUGAGGUCAUAGGACGUCUAUUAUUGCUUCAAAAUAUGGGUUUAUGCCUAGGCUUACGUGUUUAAUGAUUUGUAGAAGAUGUGGGGCGGCAGGUGGCUUGGUGGGUAAGAGCGUUGUGCCAGUAACCGAAAGGUCGCUGGUUCUAAUCCCCGAGCCGACUAGGUGAAAAAUCUGUCUAUGUGCCCUUAAGCAAGGCACUUAACCCUAAUUGCUCCUGUAAGUCGCUCUGGAUAAGAGCGUCUGCUAAAUGACUAAAAUGUGUAUUGUACAGUAUGUUGCCUACAGCAAGUGUGUUGAAUGGGUUCAGGUUGUUUUGCAGUCAGUCAGCCUGUAGGCAGCAUUUUACCAAAGUGGAAAGCAUUUGAUAAUGGUUGUAACAUGGCAGAACUGACCUAUGAGAGAGUAAAAGUCCUUGUAACCAAUUAUCUUCAAUGGGCAAUAGCAGGCAGGUUUGAUUUCUGAAGGCAUAACACAAUCUUAUUACUGUAAUUUACAGUGAGGGGAAAAAAGUAUUUGAUCCCCUGCUGAUUUUGUACGUUUGCCCACUGACAAAGAAUUUAUCAGUCUAAUUUUAAUGGUAGGUUUAUUUGAACAGUGAGAGACAGAAUAACAACAAAAAAAUCCAGAAAAACGCAUGUCAAAAAUGUUAGAAAUUGAUUGGAGUUUGAAUGAGGGAAAUAAGUAUUUGACCCCUCUGCAAAACAUGACUUAGUACUUGGUGGAAAAACCCUUGUUGGCAAUCACAGAGGUCAGACAUUUCUUGUAGUUGGCCACCAGGUUUGCACACAUCUCAGGAGGGAUUUUGUCCCACUCCUCUUUGCAGAUCUUCUCCAAGUCAUUAAGGUUUCGAGGCUGACGUUUGGCAACUCGAACCUUCAGCUCCCUCCACAGAUUUUCUAUGGGAUUAAGGUCUGGAGACUGGCUAGGCCACUCCAGGACCUUAAUGUGCUUCUUCUUGAGCCACUCCUUUGUUGCCUUGGCUGUGUGUUUUGGGUCAUUGUCAUGCUGGAAUAACCAUCCACGACCCAUUUUCAAUGCCCUGGCUGAGGGAAGGAGGUUCUCACCCAAGAUUUGACGGUACAUGGCCCCGUCCAUCGUCCCUUUGAUGCGGUGAAGUUGUCCUGUCCCCUUAGCAGAAAAACACCCUCAAAGCAUAAUGUUUCCACCUCCAUGUUUGAUGGUGGGGAUGGUGUUCUUGGGGUCAUAGGCAGCAUUCCUCCUCCUCCAAACACGGCGAGUUGAUGCCAAAUAGCUCCAUUUUGGUCUCAUCUGACCACAACACUAACCCAGUUCUCCUCUGAAUCAUUCAGAUGUUCAUUGGCAAACUUCAUUAUUGUGGGUGUAGCGAAAUGCUUGUAAGUACCUUAUUUAAGUACCUUACUGUGAUUGCUUUCAAUUAAAAUGGUCAAAAAGAAACAAAAAUAGCUUCUUAUCAAAGGGCAAUUUCUCAAGCAAGAAUUUUGCUAGGACUUUCUGGGAGUGGUCUGACUGGGGAGGGGAAAACUGAAAAUGUGCUGUUAUUGGCAGAGAGGUUUGGAACUCUUUCUUAUUGGUCUAUUAAGUUAUUUACCGCAUAGUGAUGUUACCAUGGAAGGCCAAAACCCCAUACCACCAAAACAGGCUGAAAUUUCAGGUGGUCUUUUUAAACAGCUCUUACGCUAAAAGUUUUGCAGUAUUAUUCCAACCUCAUAGUGUGGAAAUAUACAUAAAACACAGGAAAAGCAUGUUUCUGACUGCAGUGGGCCUUUAAGCUAUCAGAAAAAAUCCCAUGUGGAUUUGCAUCUGUAUGCAGUGAUUUUGUUUUUAAAUGAAUGACUGCAGUAAGUCUUUCUACAGCAUACUAACAAUGUUUCUCUCUCUCUCUCUGCAGAGAAUCUUCAACUCGUUUGUGUACACAGAGAAGACAUCAAACGGAGAGACAGAGGUACAGCAGGUGAGUCACUGGGUGCUCUUGCUUUUAUAGGCUUGUGCUAUCUUCCUGUGUGUGUGUGCACGCGUGUAUGUGCGCUUGUGAUUGUCUGUGCGGCAGUAACACACACACACACACACACACACACACACACACACACACACAGCCAUCAUCAGAGGAAAGGAGGGCUUAUUAAAAUUCUACAGCUGCCGUCACAUUGGCUUUGAAGUUCUUUUUCUGUUUUUCACUCCUCGACUCCAUUCUCUCCCCCAUUCUCGCAUGCACUACACAGUGUCAGUGCAGUAAGGCUUCACUCUGACAAUUUGAUGCUGGAAUAAAAACAUGGCUCCUCUACCUGUACUCUAAUGCAGUAUUAAAGACUGAAAUAAUGUCAUUUUAUCUUCCCUCUCCCAUUGUUGGCAAUAAAGAGGCUACAUUAGAAUCCUAGAUCUGUUUAAAUAAACUUUAUUAUCCCCUGGAGCAAUUCAGAAAGGCAAAGUCCACUGUGCCCAGCCCAGUGUGUUGAGAGCACCGUAAUAUACUGUGGGCUCCAAAAGUACAAUGACUGAGGUUAAAGUGCGGACUGUCACUUAUAUGUAUUAAAGUAGUUAAACGUUUAGUAUUUGCGCUAUGUACGAAAGUGUGUGUAUAUAUUUGUAUAUAUAUGUACAGUGCUAUGAAAAAGUAUUUGCCCCCUUUCUAAUUUUCUCUACUUUUGUAUAUUUGUGAUACUGAAUGUUAUCAGAUCUUCAACCAAAACCUAAUAUUAGAUAAAGGGAACAUAAGUGAACAAAUAACACAACAAUUACAUAUUUAUUUCAUAAACAAAGUUAUGCAACACCCAAUUCCCCUGUGUGAAAAAGUAAUUGCCCCCUUACACUCAAUAACUGGUUGUGCCACCUUUAGCUGCAAUGACUCCAACCAAAUGCUUCCUGUAGUUGUUGAUCAGUCUCUCACGUCGCUGUGGAGGAAUUUUGGCCCACUCUUCCAUGCAGAACUGCUUUAACUCAGUGAAGUUGUGGGUUUUCAAGCAUGAACUGCUCGUUUCAAGUCUUGCCACAACAUCUCAAUUGGGAUUAGGUCUGGACUUUGACUAGGCCAUUCCAAAACUUCCAAUUUGUUGCUUUUUAGCUAUUUUCAUGUAGACUUGAUUGUGUGUUUUGGAUCAUUGUCUUGCUGCAUGACCGAGCUGCGCUUCAGCUUCAGCUCACAGACCUACCAUUAAAAUUAUAUAUGUGUAUGUAUGUAUGUACACUGCUCAAAAAAAUAAAGGGAACACUUAAACAACACAUCCUAGAUCUGAAUGAAUGAAAUAAUCUUAUUAAAUACUUUUUUCUUUACAUAGUUGAAUGUGCUGACAACAAAAUCACACAAAUUAUCAAUGGAAAUCAAAUUUAUCAACCCAUGGAGGUCUGGAUUUAGAGUCACCCUCAAAAUUAAAGUGGAAAACCACACUACAGGCUGAUCCAACUUUGAUGUAAUGUCCUUAAAACAAGUCAAAAAGAAGGCUCAGUAGUGUGUGUGGCCUCCACGUGCCUGUAUGACCUCCCUACAACGCCUGGGCAUGCUCCUGAUGAGGUGGCGGAUGGUCUCCUGAGGGAUCUCCUCCCAGACCUGGACUAAAGCAUCCGCCAACUCCUGGACAGUCUGUGGUGCAACAUGGCGUUGGUGGAUGGAGCGAGACGUGAUGUCCCAGAUGUGCUCAAUUGGAUUCAGGUCUGGGGAACGGGUGGGCCAGUCCAUAGCAUCAAUGCCUUCCUCUUGCAGGAACUGCUGACACACUCCAGCCACAUGAGGUCUAGCAUUGUCUUGCAUUAGGAGGAACCCAGGGCCAACCGCACCAGCAUAUGGUCUCACAUGGGGUCUGAGGAUCUCAUCUCGGUACCUAAUGGCAGUCAGGCUACCUCUGGCGAACACAUGGAGGGCUGUGCGGCCCCCCCAAAGAAAUGCCACCCCACACCAUGACUGACCCACCGCCAAACCGGUCAUGCUGGAGGAUGUUGCAGGCAGCAGAACGUUCUCCACGGCGUCUCCAGACUCUGUCACAUGUGCUCAGUGUGAACCUGCUUUCAUCUGUGAAGAGCACAGGGCGCCAGUGGCGAAUUUGCCAAUCUUGGUGUUCUCUGGCAAAUGCCAAACGUCCUGCACGCUGUUGGGCUGUAAGCACAACCCCCACCUGUGGACGUCGGGCCCUCAUACCACCCUCAUGGAGUCUGUUUCUGACCGUUUGAGCAGACACAUGCACAUUUGUGGCCUGCUGGAGGUCAUUUUGCAGGGCUCUGGCAGUGCUCCUCCUGCUCCUCCUUGCACAAAGGCGGAGGUAGCAGUCCUGCUGCUGGGUUGUUGCCCUCCUACGGCCUCCUCCACGUCUCCUGAUGUACUGGCCUGUCUCCUGGUAGCGCCUCCAUGCUCUGGACACUACGCUGACAGACACAGCAAACCUUCUUGCCACAGCUCGCAUUGAUGUGCCGUCCUGGAUGAGCUGCACUACCUGAGCCACUUGUGUGGGUUGUAGACUCUGUCUCAUGCUACCACUAGAGUGAAAGCACCGCCAGCAUUCAAAAGUGACCAAAGCAUCAGCCAGGAAGCAUAGGAACUGAGAAGUGGUCUGUGGUCACCACCUGCAGAACCACGUCUUUAUUGGGGGUGUCUUGCUAAUUGCCUAUAAUUUCCACCUGUUGUCUAUUCCAUUUGCACACCAGCAUGUGAAAUGUAUUGUCAAUCUGUGUUGCUUCCUAAGUGGACAGUUUGAUUUCACAGAAGUGUGAUUGACUUGGAGUUACAUUGUGUUGUUUAAGUGUUCCCUUUAUUUUUUUGAGCUGUGUGUGUGUAUGUAUGUAUAUAUAUACACAUGUAUAUACGUGUGUGUGUGUGUGUGUGUGUAUAUAUAUAUAUAUAUAUAUACAUACAGUGGGGAAAAAAAGUAUUUAGUCAGCCACCAAUUGUGCAAGUUCUCCCACUUAAAAAGAUGAGAGGCCUGUCAUUUUCAUCAUAGGUACACGUCAACUAUGACAGACAAAUUGAGGAAAAAAAAUCCAGAAAAUCACAUUGUAGGAUUUUUUAUGAAUUUAUUUGCAAAUUAUGGUGGAAAAUAAGUAUUUGGUCACCUACAAACAAGCAAGAUUUCUGGCUCUCACAGACCUGUAACUUCUUCUUUAAGAGGCUCCUCUGUCCUCCACUCGUUACCUGUAUUAAUGGCACCUGUUUGAACUUGUUAUCAGUAUAAAAGACACCUGUCCACAGCCUCAAACAGUCACACUCCAAACUCCACUAUGGCCAAGACCAAAGAGCUGUCAAAGGACACCAGAAACAAAAUUGUAGACCUGCACCAGGCUGGGAAGACUGAAUCUGCAAUGGGUAAGUAGCUUGGUUUGAAGAAAUCAACUGUGGGAGCAAUUAUUAGGAAAUGGAAGACAUACAAGACCACUGAUAAUCUCCCUUGAUCUGGGGCUCCACUCAAGAUCUCAGCCUGUGGGGUCAAAAUGAUCACAAGAACGGUGAGCAAAAAUCCCAGAACCACACGGGGGGACCUAGUGAAUGACCUGCAGAGAGCUGGGACCAAAGUAACAAAGCCUACCAUCAGUAACACACUACGCCGCCAGACUUAGUGCCAGACGUGUCCCCCUGCUUAAGCCAGUACAUGUCCAGGCCCGUCUGAAGUUUGCUAGAGUGCAUUUGAAUGAUCCAGAAGAGGAUUGGGAGAAUGUCAUAUGGUCAGAUGAAACCAAAAUAUAACUUUUUGGUAAAAACUCAACUCGUCGUGUUUGGAGGACAGAGAAUGCUGAGUUGCAUCCAAAGAACACCAUACCUACUGUGAAGCAUGGGGGUGGAAACAUCAUGCUUUGGGGCUGUUUUUCUGCAAAGGGACCAGGACGACUGAUCCGUGUAAAGGAAAUAAUUAAUGGGGCCAUGUAUCGUGAGAUUUUGAGUGAAAACCUCCUUCCAUCAGCAAGGGCAUUGAAGAUGAAACGUGGCUGGAUCUUUCAGCAUGACAAUGAUCCCAAAUACACCGCCCGGGCAACGAAGGAGUGGCUUCGUAAGAAGCAUUUCAAGGUCCUGGAGUGGCCUAGCCAGUCUCCAGAUCUCAACCCAAUAGAAAAUAUUUGGAGGGAGUUGAAAGUCUGUGUUGCCCAGCGACACUGCUCUAGAGGAGAUCUGCAUGGAGAAUGGGCCAAAAUACCAGCAACAGUGUGUGAAAACCUUGUGAAGACUUACAGAAAACGUUUGACCUGUGUCAUUGCCAACAAAGGGUAUAUAACAAAGUAUUGAGAAACUUUUGUUAUUGACCAAAUACUUAUUUUCCACCAUAAUUUGCAAAUAAAUUCAUUAAAAAUCCUACAAUGUGAUUUUCUGGCAUUUUUUUUCUAAUUUUGUCUGUCAUAUUUGACGUGUACCUAUGAUGAAAAUUACAGGCCUCUCUCAUCUUUUUAAGUGGGAGAACAGCACAAUGGGGGGCUGACUAAAACUUGGUUGUCCCCACUAUAGAGAGAUAGAGAGUAAAGAGAGAGAGUAAGAGAUAGAGAUAGAGAGAGAAUAGAGAGAGAUAGAUAAGAAAGAUGAGAGAGAAGAGAUAGAACAAUAUAGAAAAUGAUAUAUAAUACACAGAUAUAUAUAAUAUACACAAUAUAUAUAUAUAUAUAGACACAGAUAUAUAUAUGAUAUAUAUACACAAUAUAUAUAUAUAGAUACACAUAUGUACAUAUGUAUGUAUAUAUAUAUAUAUAUACAUAUGUAUGUGUAUAUAUGUGUGUGUGUGUGUGUGUGUUCUUAUGGGUCUGGUUACCGUUGGCAGAGCAAAUAAGCUGGCACUGUUAGCUUAAUGCCCAUUCCCAUUCCUCCACUGCAGUGGUCGGUGAUGUUUCCACUGCAUGGUUUGGUAGACUGGCUACUACUAUUUCCACUGGCUCAGUAUAAUAUACAGUGCAGUGGUUGGUUCUGGAUCAGUUUAAUCAAUAGGGUAAUUUGAUACAUUGUCUUACUCUCUGUUUCUGCCCCACAGCUACUGCUCUCAUUCAUCUAAUCCAUGCUCAUUAGUUAGAGGGAGAGAGGUGAAGGUUUAUUUCUGAUAGUUUCCAAAACCUAUGAAGAUGUCCAGUGAAAGCAGAUAUGCAAUUUGUUGACACUACAACACAGUAAAUAUUUGGAUACACAUUCUCCUGAAUGCUAGUCAAUAAAAACGUCUGUUAAAUUCACUGCUCUGUUUAGCUUGUUUUCAGCAGGUCCUUUCAUUGGGAACUGUUGGAGGCACUCUCCUAUUGUUACAGCACCAACAGUUCAAGAAUAAAGUUCUAUAUGGGCGCUAACUUGGCAGCCAUUCUAAAACCUGGCCUAACUCUCUCUCUCUAUAUAUGGCUCUGGUAGUAUCCAUCUGUAGACUGUAUAGGUUACCACUCCUUGUGUGUGGACAUUUAGUAACAGUAUGUUUUUAUUUCAAAGGUUCCAGAAACCAUGCUAACGCAACCGGCCAGUAGAUACCUCGGUUGAUUAGAAUGUUUUCUGUCUUGUCCGUUUCCUUGGAGGUAGGCUGGAGACUUUUCCAUGUAGCAGUCUUCAGUUUUUUGUUAUUUUCUUCAAAGAAUGUUUCUUAACCUGUUUGAAUUCAUAAAAAAUAUUGACAUGAAGUACGAUAGCAAUUGCAUGCCUCUAAGCCUCCUGACAAUUUAGCAUUACUAAGACCAGACGGUGCCAGCCCUGGCAUUGCUGGCAUGGUUCUCCCUGGGUAGGAGGCAGGAGGGAAAUGACACUUUGGCACCAUGGCAGCCAAACAGCACCAAUUAGAGUUGAAUCCACAGUGGGGAGGAAGCCGAAAGAAAAAAGACUGACAGAAAGACAGGCAGAGAGACAGAGCCUGGCUUUGAGACUGGCUCCCCUUCUAUCUCCCUCUCAUUACUCAGCCAGGAGAGGAGCAGGGAGAGGACAUCUGCCACUGAAAAAUGACGUAGGCUGGCCCUCUCUACUCAUCCCAAAACGUUUAAAGUGUAAUGAACAUGAUCGUAGAUGUUUAUUUGGGUUAGGAGGUGUUUUUACGGUAAUUGUAUAGUGCAGGUUACUGCUCUCUCCCCCGAGAGCCGUGGUAAGGAAGUUGUGUGUUAUCAGGAAAUGAAUCUCAGACCAAAAUGAAGAGGGGGUCUUUGAAGAGCCCACUCGGACUGAGCCAGACAGUGGAGUGGACAUUUCCUAUUAGAACUCCUCAGCGUUAUUGUCUAUUGUUUGGUCCUCUGGGGAGAUGAGAUGGACUCAGCAAAGCGAGAGAGACGGCAGACGAUGGCAGCUAGCCUAAGGUCAAAACGGCCUAUAGAUGGACGCAUUGUUGUAUGUACGUGUGUGGUAGCCAGUCUAAUAGCCCCCAGGGACUCAGGAGACUAGAGGUGGAGGCAGUGGUCUGACGGUGACAUUUAUGUAAAAGGCCAGUCGGGGCUAGUGGAGGGGUUUCUGUGUUUUCUAUUCAGUUCCAUGGAAUGACCUUGAUGGGCUAUUUAUUCUCUAACAUUCUCCCAGUCUACCCUGGUACUGACACAGGUCACAGCUCUCCUCCCUAACCCAGACCUAGCCGUAACCGUCCUGAACCAGAGCCACACAAUAAUACUGCAUGGUCUGGGACUGGCUGGGCAGGGCCCAAUAUGUGUUAUAGUGAAGGUGGGAGGAGUGAGCGGUGAGACCGGGGUAGGCGGGAGGGUGGUUGGGAUUUGUGGGUACAGAGGUGGCAGGUGGGGAGGGAGGGUGGUUUUGGCUACGGAAAAGUAGUCCUAAUUCACUAAACCUGUGCCUUGCAGGACUUUGGUUUCUAGUUCCUCUGGACUCAUGAAUGGGUAUUUCUCAGUCUUUCCCCCACUGUGCUGUGGCUAGGGCUGUGAAGGCACUCGGACAGCUCAACAGUGAUUGAGACACACCUAAUAGAGAGUCCACAUUGGGGCUAAUUGCUGUGUGAGCGUGCUGUUCCGGCCCAGUCUGUGAGGGGGUGUACAGUAUGUCGGAGAGUGUCCCAAAUUGCAACGUACUACCUACAUAGUGCACUACUUUUGACCAUAGCCCUAUGGGCCCUUGUCAAAAGUAGUGCACUAUAUAGGGGAUAGGGUGCCAUUUGGGACUCGUGUAUCGGGUGGCUGUGUAAUUCAGGGUGACUCAGCUGGCCCUGUAUAAUGCCAUAAUAGGAGCAGCGGCUGGGCUGUCGGAUUAAUAGGAAUAGCGACUGGCUGAUUAGGUGUAGCGCGGUCAAUGGGUCACAGCACAUUUCCCUGUUCCUGGCCUGGGCCAGGGCUGUGUUGGCAGGUAUGCCUCAUUAUGGGAUGUGGACAGACAUGGAGACUGGUUGCAGUAGUAGAGACUGGUUGCGGUAGAAGCGGUUCUUCCAAGUUCUUUUUUCUCCAGGCAGUGAGUGAAUGUAGUGACUUGAUGCAAUUUUAGUCUUUGAGUCUUGGUAAAGCCUACUGUACAGUGGGUUGCGAAAGUAUUCACCCCGCCUGGCAUUUUUCCUAUUUUGGGGGUUUGUAUCAUUUGAUUUACACAACAUGCCUACCACUUUGAAGAUGCAAAAUAUUUUUGGGUGUGAAACAAACAAGAAAUAAGACAAAAAUAACAGAACUUGAGCGUGCAUAACUACAUCAAUACUUUGUAGAGCCACCUUUUGCAGCAAUUACAGCUGCAAGCCUUUUGGGGUAUGUCUCUACAAGCUUGGCACAUCUAGCCACUGGGAUUUUUGCCCGUUUUUCAAGGCAAAACUGCUCCAGCUCCUUCAAGUUGGAUGGGUUCCGCUGGUGUACAGCAAUCUUUAAGUCAUACCACAGAUUCUCAAUUGGAUUGAGGUCUGGGCUUUGACUAGGCCAUUCCAAGACAUUUAAAUGUUUCCCCUUAAACCACUCCAGUGUUGCUUUAGCAGUAUGCUUAGGGUCCUUGUCCUGCUGGAAGGUGAACCUCCGUUCCAGUCUCAAAUCUCUGGAAGACUGAAACAGGUUUCCCUCAAGAAUUUCCCAUGUAUUUAGCGCCAUCCAUCAUUCCUUCAAUUCUGACCAGUUUCCCAGUCCCUGCCGAUGGAAAAACAUCCCCACGUGAUGGUGUUCUCGGGGUGAUUAGAGGUGUUGGGUUUGCGCCAGACAUAGCAUUUUCCUUGAUGGCCAAAAAGGUCAAUUUCAUCUGACCAGAGUACCUUCUUCCAUAUGUUUGGGGAGUCUCCCACAUUUACAUUUACAUUUUAGUCAUUUAGCAGACGCUCUUAUCCAGAGCGACUUACAGGAGCAAUUAGGGUUAAGUGCCUUGCUCAAGGGCACAUUUACGUCAUUUAGCAGACGCUCUUAAACAGAGCGACUCACAAAUUGGUGCAUUCACCCUAUAGGCAGUGGGAUAACCACUUACAAUUUUUUUUGGGGGGGGUAGAAGGAUUACUUUAUCCUAUCCCAGGUAUUCCUUAAGAGGUGGGGUUUCAAAUGUCUCCGGAAGGUGGUGAGUGACUCCGCUGUCCUGGCGUCGUGAGGGAGCUUGUUCCACCAUUGGGGUGCCAGAGCAGCGAACAGUUUUGACUGGGCUGAGCGGGAACUAUGCUUCCGCAGAGGAAGGGGAGCCAGCAGGCCAGAGGUGGAUGAACGCAAUGCCCUCGUUUGGGUGUAGGGACUGAUCAAAGCCCGAAGGUACAGAGGUGCCGUUCCCCUCACUGCUCCAUAGGCAAGCACCAUGGUCUUGUAGCGGAUGCGAGCUUCAACUGGAAGCCAGUGGAGUGUGUGGAGGAGGGGGGUGACGUGAGAAAACUUGGGAAGGUUGAACACCAGACGGGCUGCGGCAUUCUGGAUGAGUUGUAGGGGUUUAAUGGCCUUUUGGCGAACACCAAACGUGUUUGCUUAUUUUUUUCUUUAAGCAAUGGCUUUUUUCUGGCCACUCUUCCGUAAAGCCCAGCUCUGUGGCGUGUGUAUGGCUUAAAGUGGUCCUAUGGACAGAUACUCCAAUCUCCGAUGUGGAGCUUUGCAGCUCCUUCAGGGUUAUCUUUGGUCUCUUUGUUGCCUCUCUUUUUAAUGCCCUCCUUGCCUGGUCGGUGAGUUUUGGUGGGCGGCCCUCUCUUGGCAGGUUUGUUGUGGUGCCAUAUUCUUUCCAUUUUUUAAUAAUGGAUUUAAUGGUGCUCCGUGGGAUGUUGAAUUGUUUUAUAACCCAACCCUGAUCUGUACUUCUCCAUAACUUUGUCCCUGACCUUGUUGGAGAGCUCCUUGGUCUUCAUGAUGCCACUUGCUUGGUGGUGCCCCUUGCUUAGGAGUGUUGCAGACUCUGGGGACUUUCAGAAAAGGUGUGUAAAUAUACUGAGAUCAUGUGACAGAUCAUGUGACACUUAGAUUGCACACAGGUGGACUUUAUUUUAACUAAUUAUGUGACUUCUGAAGGUAAUUGGUUGCACCAGAUCUUAUUUAGGGGCUUCAUAGCAAAGGGGAUGAAUACAUAUGCACGCACCACUUUUACGUUAUUUAUCUUUUAGAGUUUUUUUAAACAAGUUUUUUUUUUUCUCCAUUUCACUUCACCAAUUUGGACUAUUUUGUGUAUGUCCAUUAUAUGAAAUCCAAAUAAAAAUCAAUUUAAAUUACAGGUUGUAAUGCAACAAAAUAGGAAAAACGCCAAUUGGGAUGAAUACUUUUGCAAGGCACUGUAUGUUCUGAGUUAUGCAGGCUAUGUAGCCUGUGCUUGAAUGCAUGGGAGUGGGUGUGAGUUGCCACGGUCCCGUAGGUUCUAACUAGGUUGGUUCUCUGUGGGGGUUUUCCUUGGCUCCAGAGUAGGAACAGGAACCUGUUGUGAGGAGCUGCUAGUGCGCUGGUUAUUAGUGUCCCCCAGGUGGGAACCCUUUUUGAGUGAGGCUCAGAGAUGCGUGCAGUCAGCCAUAACUCCCCUUCUGAGAGCUGUAAUGUAUGCCUAGCGUUAGCUGACACACUAACACAGGACAGACGGGGGCCAUAGGGGCCUAGUCAGGCCUAACACUAACCAACACGAUUCAAUUAUCUGCCCCUUUUUUAAGGAACUACAUUUUCCUUUUGAGUGAUUCCUUACGAAACCUUGACAAAAAAAGACCAUGGGGAUUUUCACAAUUUCAUCCAUAGAAUGGUCUUUUGGGGGAAGGAUUGUUUACAUAUAUUUGACAUUUGUAUCUAAAAGCAUUUAUGACAUUUUGGCCUUACCCAGGCCUCCUUUAAGACUCCAUAAUGUUUCAUCUGUAGGUGCUAUAAAGCAAAAAUUGGUGUCAUCUGAAGCUGUACUGCUUGCUCUGUAAUAUGACUAGUAUUUUUAUUUAAUACGUUUGGGGGUGUUGGAGGGCCAAGAGACCAGAAGUGGCAGAACGGAGUGCUCAGGUUGGGAUUUAGGGUUUGAGCAUAGCCUGAAGGUAAGGCAGGGGUAGUUCCCCUUGCUGCUCCGUAGGCAAGCACCAGUUUGAGAUAAAGGGAGUUCCAUGUGAUCAUGGCUCUAUUCAGCGUUUCCCAAACUCGGUCCUCGGGACCCCAAAGGGUGCACGUUUUGGUUUUUGCCCUAACACUACACAGCUGAUUCAAAUUAUCAAAGCUUGAUGAUUAGUUGAUUAUUGAGUCAAUGGUGUAGUGCCAGGGCAAAAACCAAAAUGUGUACCCCUUGGUGUACGUUGCCUUGAAUUCGUUUUGGGUUUGGGGACUGUAAAGAGACCCCUGGUGGCAUGUCUGUAGGUGUAAGUAUGUCUGUCAGAGCUAUAUGUAAGUUGAAUCAUGGUCUUUUUUUGUCCUGGUUUCGUGAGAAAUCACUCUUUUUCUUUUCUUUUUGGUUUGCAUACAUUUGACUGUGUAAUGCAGGCUUAUUCAUCAUGAUUUCUUCUUAAGGUUGACAGCUUUCACACAGAGUCUGGUUCUGAGGUCUUUGAUGUUGUUCUCAGCUCUUUGCCUUGGUAAUUCAACCAGAAUGUAUGAGGACUUUAUGUGUGUUAUACGGGCCUUGCUCAAAUCGGAAUAAAGAGGAGUAGCCUAUCUGACUGCGUUUAGACCUAGGCCUAAAGAAUGUGAGGGUACUCGUACGUGCUUCAACCCAGCUUGAAUAAAAGGGAAUAGAUACUCAACAAAAACAUAAUCGUAUUAAUCGUGUGACUGUGUGUGUGUGAGUGCUAUUGUGUUUUCCAUAAGUAAUUCCACCAUGAUAAGGAGAACCUUACGUAUGAUGUGUGCUAUACAGAAUAUAUCUAACUGUGUGUGUGUGUGUGUGUGAUUGGUUGUAGCUUGCGAAGAAGAUCCGUGAGAAGUUUAACCGCUACCUGGAUGUGGUGAACAGGAACAAGCAGGUGGUAGAGGCAUCCUACACAGCCCACCUGACGUCCCCCCUCACCGCCAUCCAGGACUGCUGCACCAUCCCCCCCUCCAUGAUGGAGUGAGUAUAUACACACACACACAACCCCUUACCCCUUUCCUCUGUUUACAUGUAUUUUAAUCCUUUCUAACAACAGUCAUCUCCAUGUGUGCAAAAUCUGCAAAUAGAAUUGACAUUUUAGUCAUUUAGCAGAAGCUCUUAUCCAGAGUGACUUACAUGAGUAAUUAGGGUUAAGUGCCUUGCUCAAGGGCACAUCGACAGAUUUUUCACCUAAUCGGCGCAUGGAUUCAAACCAGCAACCUUUCAUUCACACAUGCAUGAGCAGCAGUGGUGGGAUGAUCUCCACUGCGCUGCUCGGCGGCCAUUUAAAUCUCCCAGACAGAUGUUUAUGGGUAAUGGAGUUGUCUGAAGGCCUAUUUCCACCAAUCUCCCACUACAGCAGGAGCAAACGCACCUCAAACGAGCGAGAGAUAGUGGCGAGAGAGAGAGCGCUACUUUCAACCCUAAUCUCUACAGCUCCAGCUGUCUACAUCCCGCUCUCUCUCUCCCUCUCUUCCUCUCUUUUUCUGCUUCUCCCUCCCUCUAUCUCUCAGUCCUAAUGUAGUUUUGAUGGUGUUUUCUAUCUCUCUGAAGUUUCUCCACUGACUUAUCUGGAGUUGAAGGGUCUGUCUCUGCUUCUCCCACAAUCAGUCUGGCUCCGCUCCAGUAUAAUACCUGUGGAAUUUAAUCUGAAUUGAGUCCAGUCCAGGCUUUUCUCUCACACACUUAUUCUGGAGGAGAGAGAGAGAGCUGGGGUGGACUGAGUGUGAAGAAGAUGAUAUAAGAUGAUGGGGUGUGGAGGGAGGCAAAGAGGGUUGCACAAAAUUGAGGCUCACUUCUGAGGGCUGUCUGAUAGCAGGGCAUCGCUCCUACAACUUCAAAGAAUCCCACUAGGAAAAAGCUGACAGCUCUCACUUUGAGAAAGUUCAUUUGGGAGCAUGACCGUUUGGAGGAGUGCAGAAUAACCUUUCCUCUCCCAAGGCUCACCCAGUCCCAGCCAGGGAAAGUUAAAGAGCCAUACAUCUAAUCUGUGCCAGUGCAAUACCAUAGGGCCUGUUUUCAGACUAACUCAGUGCCGUGCUGGACCCUCCAGAGAGGCUGGUGCCAGACCCACGCGUCCUUCAGUGGGCUUAAAGUCAGCUGCUGCUGCCUGCUUCUGUGUCAGAUGGCGGGUCAUAGCUGGCGGUGUCAGGUGGUUCACAGGAUUUCCCAUGUCACUCAGCCAUCACGCGACCACUGGUGUCAGCUAGCCCAUAGGCCACCACACACACACCACGCUGCAAUGCUUUCAUCAGUGUUUGGUCUGGGGGCCAGGUUCCCGGUCUCUCCAAUCAAUGCCUGAAAAUAGCAUGCGUUUCGGUUUUAGUGACUGAUCUUCAGGUACCAGCUAGAUCAUUUUGAGGUGUGGAUGACAAGUUCCAUUGGCACGUCUGAUAAUUCAUCAUAGCCAUUCAUUCCUGUCUCCAGUGUAAGCUAGCUGAGUGUAGUGUACAUGGAGGUAAAGCUGCCGUAACUGUCACUACUACCGCAGCGCUGUCCCCAGCGCCAGUCAGUACAGAUACACAUACACCUCCUCCACACACAAUGUAGGCCUAUACACUGACUAUACAAAACAUUAAGAACACUUGCUCUUUCCAUGACAUACUGUAAACUGACCAGGUGAAAGCUAUGUUCCUUUAUUGAUGUCACUUGUUCAAUCAGUGUAGAUGAAGGGGAGGAGACAGGUUAAAGAACGAUUUUUAAGCCUUGAGACAAUUGAGACAUGGAUUGUGUGUGUGUGAGCCAUUCAUUGGGUGAAUGAGCAAGAAACAAUAUUUAAGUGACUUUUGAAAUGGGGUAUGGUAGUAGGUGCCAGGCGCAACGGUUUGUGUCAAGAACUGCAACGCUGCUGGGUUUUUCAUGCUAAGCAGUUUCCCGUGUGUAUCAAGAAUGGUCCACCACCCAAAGGACAUCCAGCCAACAUGACACAACUGUGGGAAGCAUUGGAGUCAACAUGGACCAGCAUCCCUGUGGAACGCUUUCGACACCCUGUAGAGUCCAUGCCCCAACGAAUUGAAGCUGUUCUGAGGGCAAAAGGUUGGGGUGGAGAUAAGAACAGGCGUUUAGCUGGCCAGCUGCGUGUUUAGAUAAUGGCAGGGGUUAUACAGGGUUGUAUUCUUAUAAUGGGUAUUCCUUCCAGGUUGUCAUUUACUACAUGGAGACUGGAGGAAAGCCUGUAGUCCACCCAACCAUUUCUGCUGUUCUUGUCUGGCUACAGUCUCCAGUGAGGUGGUACAGUAGGGAUGCUUGAGGGAUAAUAUGAGGACACACUACUUACUGUGCAUUGUUAUGACUUUAUAGUCAAUGGGAUAGGAAAUGGCUGCAAAAUGGUACAGCUAUUCAAUGUUUGGAUUUUGUUUUAUUCCUAGAAUUGCCCACUGGUGACUGUUGAGCCCCUCUCCUCUGGCUGUGUUGUGUUGAUCCUGCACUGAUCUCUGUGAGGGAGAGCCAGAGCUGGGCUCUGGUCUGAGCUGAGAUCAGGGAUGUGGGGUCUGCUUGGUUUUCCGUUUGCUCCGAGUGAACUAAUGAAGCUUCUGUUUGAGCGUGAGGUAGCGUGAGAGAGAGGGGUAAGAAAAGAGGAGAGAGUGGCUUAACAGGCUUUAAACCCUUGGCUGAUAGGAGCCCUCUCUCUCUCUCUCUCUCUCUCUCUGACCAAAUGCUUCUGUCCAUAUCGAGAGACCUUCCUCCCCCCUCACUCCCUGCUCCUCCGCUCCCCAAAUCCCCAUUGAGCCCCCCUCUUAGCCUCCCCGACGGCUACACUAAUGAAACGCAGUGCUAUGUGCACUGAUAGAUUAAAAGAGGGAGCAGGCCUGGGAGAGGAGGGCUUGGGAAAGGGGGGCGUUGGGUUGCUUUCUCUCGGCAGGGCUAUAGCAAUACUGUAACUCACUGUGGAGAUGUAGAACACUCUUGGAGAAAAAAAAUAUCCGUAUUCCUUACGGUCAAAUUGAAUGCUGUAGCACAGCAAGAUCUUUAGAAGCAGUGGUGCAUACUGGCAUCAUACUGUAAUACAAUCAAGUAUUUCAAUGUUCGUCAUGCUAAACUCUCUAUAACAGCACUACAGACUUUCAAUACAAUGGUUUGGUUGAUUCAGUACCAAUGGUUCUAAAUCAAACGUUACAUAUAGGGCUCCAUUGUCAGGAGCGUGUAGAAGAUAUCUGUCAAACAGCGCAGUGCUCUAGUACCAAUACUAUCUGCAGUAUUCCUGUAUCUCCCUGAUAUCUCCCUGAUCGAGGCAAGGAGAACUCCUCCCCGUGGGAUAUUUAAAUAAAGCAUAGCAACCCCUUCAUUAUUGAACAUUAUGCAGGCAGGGGCCUCGUCAUAAACCAGCUAAAGCUUCAAGUAAUGGAAGAGCAGUAUUAUAUGUAGGUCUACGUUGUUCUGGUAUAAGGAAAUGCUCUGUAUGAUCUGUGCAGCUUCAGGGGUUAUUUCAUAUAUAUAUAUAUAUAUAUAUAUAUAUAUAUAUAUAUAUAUAUUAGCCCUUUUAAAAGCAGGGAUGUUUUUCAAGACCCUCAUUUGCAUGUUGAAUCCAAAUCAGGGCUGGAAAGUUUUCCUUCUUGCUCAUUCCCCUUUCUCUCUCGCUUUACUCUAUCUCUCCCUACUCCCCAUCUCUCAUCCAUUCUCUCUCCAUCUAUCCCUCUCUCCUGCGCCACUCUCGUUCUCCUGGUUUUGAUGUCAAAUUCAAAGCGCUUGCAAAUGUAUUUUUUAUCCGGCACAUUUGCUUAGCCACCACAUGUAAAGUGUGUUGAAGUAAAAUAAUAAUGGAAGAAGCCUAAUGGGAAUUUAAUGUCUGAAGUUCAAAGCAGCUGCUACAUCAGAGCAGCUGUCAAUCAAAUACACUCUCACAAGCUCCCGAGGGGAGAGGGGGGAUGAGAGGAAGGAGUGUGUGUAUAUGUGUGUGUUCGGUGAGGAUAGCGGCCUACUAUGUGUGUGCGUCUGCAGGCAUGCAUGGCUGGAUGUGCAUGUGCGUUUGUGUGUGUCAGAUAGCAGGUUACUGGUGGUUGGCUGUGUUUCCUGUAUGCAAGGAAGGGUGUAAUGCGAGCCAGCAGAGGGACGGGGUUUAGAGGGGGUGGUGGAUUUGGGGGGGGAGGUCAAAGCGACCCAGCCAUGGUGCAGUGUGGAGCAGGCUACUCCCCUAAGACCCCCCCCCCCCCUCUCCUCUCCCCAUCCCUCUAUCAGCUCUUCAUUAGUGAAGCUGAGGCACUCUGGAAGCUAGCUGCUAUGAGAUGGGCUCCUAUGACUGCAUGGAGGUACCAGGGGGCUGCCCAACCCCAUGUAAUACUGUGAUAUGGGAUCUACUGGGCUUAGAGGAACCAGACACCCACCAUCCCCCAGAGGACACCACGCACGCACACACUACAUGUACCCCACCUAUACAUGCAGGGGGUGCAUUACUGGAAAGAUGAGAGAAGCAUAUAUUCCACACACAGCAUGGGCAGCAUUGAGAUGGUUGCUGCAGUUUGCAUCAGCCCUCUCUAUGCAUCUCAGAUUCAGUCCUCUCCUUGAUGUCCUCGCUUUCUUUUUUCUGUUUCUUGUCUCUCUCCAUCUCCCUCGCUGUUUCUGAGAGAUAUUACUUCUAUGGUAGACAAGUGAAAUAUACUUUGCGGUAGUGCUGUUGUAAAUGUGAUGUGUUCUGUCUCUUUUCAGGUUUGACGGUAACUUCAACACCAACGUGUCCAAGACCAUCUGCUGUGACAGGCUGUCUCCCACUGUCAACAGUCGAGCCUUUAACCCUGGACGGGACCUCAACUCAGGUGGGUCAUCCCCUCUUCAUGUUUAUCUCCUAUACAUCCCCAUUGAGACCUACAGUACAAGUCAAAAGUUUGGACACACCUACUCAUUCAAGGGUUUUUCUUUAUUUUGUACUAUUUUCUACAUCAAAACUAUGAAUUAACACAUAUGGAAUCAUGUAGUAACCCAAAAAGUGUUAAGCAAAUUCUUCAAAGUAGCCACACUUUGCCUUGAUAACAGCUUUGCACACUCUUGGCAUUCUCUCAACCAGCUUCACCUGGAAUGCUUUUCCAACAGUCUUGGAGUUCCCACAUAUGCUGAGCACUUGUUGGCUGCUUUUCCUUCACUCUGCGAUCCAAGUCAUCCCAAACCAUCUCAAUUGGGUUGAGGUCGGGGGAUUGUGGAGGCCAGGUCAUCUGAUGCAGCACUCCAUCACUCUCCUUCUUGGUCAAAUAGCCCUUACACAGCCUGGAGGUGGGUUGGGUCAUUGUCCUGUUGAAAAACAAAUGAUAGUCCCACUAAGCCCAAACCAGAUGGGAUGGCGUAUUGCUGCAGACUGCUGUGGUACCCAUGCUUGUUAAGUGUGCCUUGAAUUCUAAAUAAAUCACUGACAGUGUCACCUGCAAAGCACCAUCACACCACCUCCUCAAUGCUUCACGGUGGGAACCACACAUGCAGAGAUCAUCCGUUCACCUACUCUGCGUCUCACAAAGACACAGCGAUUGGAACCCAAAAUCUCAAAUUUGGACUCAUCAGUCUAAAGGACAGAUUUCCACUUGUCUAAUGUCUAUUGCUCGUGUUUCUUGGCCCAACAAGUCUCUUCCUCUUAUUGGUGUCCUUUAGUAGUGGUUUCUUGCAGCAAUUCGACCAUGAAGGCCUGAUUCACACAGUCUCCUCUGAACAGUUGAUGUUGAUGUGUCUGUUACCUGAACUCUGUGAAGCAUUUAUUUGGGCUGCAAUUUCUGAGGCUGGUAACUCUAAUGAACUUAUUUUUUACAUGUAAGUCAUUUAGCAGACACUCUUAUCCAGAGCGACUUACAGCAGAGGUAACUCUGGGUCUUCCUUUCUUGUGGCGGUCCUCAUGAUAACCAGUUUCAUCAUAGCGCCUGAUGGUUUUUGCGACUGCACUUGAAGAAACUUUCAAAGUUCUUGAAAUUUUCCAGAUUGGCUGACCUUCAUGUCUUAAAGUAAUGAUGGACUGUCGUUUCUCUUUGCUUAUUUGAGCUGUUCUUGCCAUAAUAUGGACUUGGUCUUUUACCAAAUAAGUCUAUCUUCUGUAUACCAACCCUACCUUGUCACAACACAACUGAUUGUCUCAAACGCAUUAAGAAGGAACGAAAUUACAACCAAUUAACUUUUAACAGGGCACACCUGUUAAUUGAAAUGCAUUCCAGGUGACUACCUCAUGAAGCUGGUUGAGAAAAUGCCAAGAGUGUGCAAAACUGUCAUCAAGGCCACUUUGAUGAAUCUCAAAUAUAAAAUAUAUUUUGAUUUGUUUAACACUUUUUUGGUUACUACCUGAUUCCAUAUGUGUUAUUUCAUAGUUUUGAUGUCUUCACUAAUAUUCUACAAUGUAGAAAAUAGUAAAAAUAAAGAAAAACCCUGGAAUGAGUAGGUGUGUCCAAACUUUUGACUGGUACUGUAAGGCCAUAAGGCUCCCUUUACUUCCUGUCCACUUCUUCCUCUUACCCAAACCCCUGCCCGAACCUUCUAACCCACCAUUCAUACAGCAGUCUUCCCCUCUAACAUGGACAGCUAUGGCCUUGCUUAUGAACAAUUGCCAUGCCAACAGCAACCCGUAGAAGUUAAUAUUCCUCACCAUAUUGUUCAAUCUUAAAAGGAAAAGGUCUUUGGACCCAGAUAGAAAUAAUGAUCUGUGCCUGUUUCACGCAUUAUAAGACCACUUUGUAUUCUGUUUUCUCACUCCUACGCUCUCUUCCUCUCUCUCCCCUCCUCUUUCUCCCACUCUCUCUCUUUUUCUCUUUCAUUCAAGAAUAGUGAUUUGUUUUCUACGCUGAAAAUUCUGAUGUCAAAUUAGAUGUUUUUUCCCCCCUUGAUCUCUGGUCUGCAUCUCCAUUUAGUAAGAGGUUGUUUUUUCAUUCUACAUUAGGAGGCUUUGUCGAGCCUUCCCAUCUGCCCCUGCUGCACCACUGUUGGCCAAUCACUCGAAAUCAUAAUCAGACGUGAUUGACGUCCUACAUUUUACCUCGGCAUGUGAACACUCCCAGUCAAAGUCCCUACUCCAUUCAAACAACAAUGAUCACUAUUAAUGCAGUUAGAUGUUCUGUUCUUUAAUGACAUCUAUUCAUAUCAUGGCAGAAUAUUGCUGACUGUACUGAACCGGCUGCAGCAUUUGACCAAUAUUUUCUACUCCUAAUCCCACUCUCGCUAAUGGUCAUUUUUGUCUCGAUAGGGAAACACUGGCAAAGCAAACCGCUCUCUCACAUACACGACCCCUUCUCCUCUAUUAGGACUGUAGAAACUCUUAACAGCCCCUUCUCGUACCUGUCUCCUUGUCUCUCACACCCUCUCCGUCCAAAUUCGAGGCCACUCUGCCUCUGAGCAGAUUAGGAUGAUUCAUCAUCAUCCCAUAGUUUAUUUUCUCAAGGCAGCCAUCAGGAGUUCAUGUUACCACCAUGCCUCCAUUUCUCAGGCUGUCUUGACCUCAAGCCUCUGCUAGCAUUCAUCGUCCCCAUUUUGUCUGGACCCAGUCUAAACAACCAGGGAGGGAGGGAGAGAGGGAGGAGGAAUAGGUGGAUUAUCCAGAGGAGGACAGAGAGGAUGGUUGGGAGAGAGAAGAGGAGAAGGACCGUAAUAGAGGAAAAAGAGAAAGUUGGAGUGCGAGAGGCAAAGAGAAGGAAUAGACAAAUUAUCCAGGGAAGGAGAGAGAGAAAUGACUGGGGGGGGGGCAAGAAGUGAGUGAAUAAAUGAGGGUAGAAAGAGUGAGAGAGGUUGUGAGGUGAGAGAUGGCACUGGUUGUAGUAAAUACUAAGAAGGUGUUGGGUGAAGUUUCACAUCUGUUUUUCCUGGACUCGUCCUUUCCUUCUUGUUCUCACUCCUUUCUCAAUCGUAGUUCCCACGUUGCUCCAGGCACUGGUUUGAUGUGAGUGUAGUUUGUUUUCCAGCCCUGCCCAGUGGACACAUUAACCCCUCUGCACUUAGCCAAAGUGUUACUGAGCUGUGAGGAGGGGAGCUGGGAAAGGGAAGUGUGAUUGAGUACGGAUGGAGAGGGUUAGAGGAAGCGGCGGCCCCUCAGCCUGUCUGUGGUUCUAGUGUUUUCUAAACACUGGUGGCAGGAUUAAGCGCUGCAGCCUAGCAGAUGUAUACAUACUAUUUUAGACUGUCAACAUCCCAAGUGGUUCCUGUUUAUACCAGGCCUGUAGAUGGAUGAAGUGGCCUAGAGUGCAGAUAUAUGGCAAGCUAGCAUGCCUCUGGUCAAUAACCAACGCCAUAGGAAAUACUAGCAUGCCUCUGGUCAAUAACCACCGCCAUAGGAAAUAGUAGCGUGCCACUAACUCGUAUCCAUUCUCAUGUUCUAGAGUGUAGUGUUGGUCUAUAUUGGGUACUGUGUGUUCAUGUUGUUGAUUCUGUAUGGUUAGUGUUGUAGUGGUCUGCUUGCUAGUUGUUCUAUAUUGGGUAGUGUGUUAGGAAAAUACUGAUGAGAUUGGAUUAGCAUGUGUGGAGUGGGGUAAUGAACUCUAGUGUGUCGCUAGCGCCGACAUGCCUGUCUUUUAUAAGGUAGCGCGGCUAAAUACUUUCAACGGUGACAUGUUUGCUAUUAUCGAUCUUAAGGGGCCUACUUUGUAACACAUACACACACACACACUUUUGUUGACACGGGUUAAGGAAUAUGGCUCUAUUUGUCUCUCUCCCGCUCUCUUCUGUCACGUUCAUGUGAUUGGCUGUUUUGUGUUCCUCUUUUUCUCUGCUCCCCCCAGACAGGAAGCUGCAGGGUUUUGUGAUCGGAUCUCUCUGAAGAUUCUCCUGACUCCUCUGACCCAAUAAAAGUCUGUUUGUUUAGGCAGCUACUUUGGCCCUGUUCCCUGGCAGAUGCUGCCGUUAUAUCAGCCUGUAGUGCAGUAAUAUAAGGAACCACUGAAAGUUAUUAUAUCAGCCUUUAUCUGUUGAUAGUGAAAUUCUUAAAUUCUCUUGAUCUAUUUAAAGUUACAUUUUGUUGAUACUCUGAGUGAGAAAGUGUAGCUUAAGUUGAGACUUAUUAAAAUAGCUAGACCUUAUGUUGUCGUGUGAGCAUAGUCACACUAUAGUGAAACUAUUAAAACCAUGUCAGUUAUACAACAGGAAUAAACAGUUUAAUCAGUCUGACACAUGCACACAGGGAAUGUGAGUUUAUGCAGGGCCUUACAACAUCAUGUGAUCUCACACUCACUUUUCACACACAGACUAGAGGAGAUAUGGUUAACCCUUUAAAGCCUCGCCAUCUACCAGUUGGCUUUGACAGGUGUCUGAGAGACCAGAAUGAAUCCCCCUUGUAGGGUAAUUCAUGUUAAAGAGUGGGUGAAGGAGUGAGAAAUGAUAGACCUCUUUCUUUGUUUCGCAAUAUUUAAUCUCCCAGAAUCCCUCCAAUUUUAUGCUGUAUCAAUCCUACCUCAAUCUCUCUCUCAGGAUUUCUCAAUUGCACUUAUUGUUUUAGUGGUACUCACUUUUUUUUGUUCAAAGUUAGGGAGGAAGAGGACAGAGGUUUAGUUUCCUGGGGUUUUGAUCGGUGAGGUGUGAGCAAUGGCUUCGCAGCCCAACAGCCUAGCAGCCUAGCAGCCUAGCGCGGAGGAGACGCUGUCGUUACGGCAUGGAUUCAGGUGUGUUCCCGAGAAUGGAAUUAAGGUGGAGGAGGUUCUGCUCGCGGUCGGCGAACAGGUAGGAGCUGAAUUUAUACAUUCCGCUUCCAGAAUGAGCAAAGCUGUGGUUGUGUUCAUGAAAUGAGAACAUUUGGUGGGUAGGCUCAUUUCUAGUGGAAUAUUUGUAAGGGGUGUGUUGGUGCCAAUUUCUCCUCUUUCUACCCAUUCGACUAGGGUGGUAGUUGCAAAUUUGCCUCCGUUUAUUACGGAUGAUCAAAUCAGGAAGGAGCUGAGUCGUUUUGGUAUGUUUGCUAGUGGUUUUUGUGUACUGUCGGCAGGUUUUCAGGCAGAUGCCGUCAAGCAUGUUGUUUCGUUCCGGAGGCAAGUGUUCAUGUUUCUGAAUAACAAUGAGCAACAGUUAAAUGUGCAUUUUAAAGUGAGGCAUUGGGAGGGGCUCUACGCAGGGUUUGCCAGCAUAGAUAGUCUGCGGUGCUUUGAGUGUGGGUAUUUGGGGCAUAAGAGCUUUGCGUGCCCACAUAAAGGCCGUAGACAAGGUGAUGGUACAAGCACCAGUGAGGGAAAUCGAGGUCAACGUGCCGGGGACCAUGAGACACAGGCAGCAGAGGCUGGGCCUAGUCAUGCUGCAGAUGGUGGGGUAUAUGAGGCUGGGUCUAGUCAUGCUAUAGAUGGUGGUGUAGGUGAGGCUGGGUCUAGUCAUGCUAUAGAUGGUGGUGUAGGUGAGGCUGGGUCUAGUCAUGCUAUGGAUGGUGGUGUAGCUGAGACUGGGUCUAGUCAUGUCAUAGAUGGUGGUGUAGAUGAGGCUGGGCCUAGUCAGGUUAUGCUAAUGAGGGAGGAGACUAUAGUGGGGAAGGGUAAGCGACUAGUGGGGGUGGAGGAGGGUGUCAAGCGGAAGAGGAAAAAGGUGGAGAAGAAAAGAGGUGGGAGGGGAGAGGCUGGUGUGGUGAAAGGCACCAAGGAACCUUUGCCUGGUUCUGGGGGGGAGGUCCCGACUAGAGAGAAAGGGCAGGUGGUCAGGUUGGGAUGAGGAGGAGGAAGGUGAGACUGAGGAAGAGGAUGAUGAGGAGGAUUUAUUUUCAGACUCCUCCUCAAUGGGUCCAGAGCUGACAGCCAGUCAGUCAGAGGGGUCAAAGUACACGGUGAGGGAACUGUCAAGGUUCCUGAAUGAGACAAAGGGGGAAAAAGUUAAUCUUGAGUCUUUUUUUUGCGAUCCGGGAAAGUUUGUAAGAUCAGUACAACAUGCAAUGAAAAAUGACGGGCAUGGUGUCCUCUCACCCAGGAAACGGUUUAGGUAGAGGAAGUGGGUCACAACCGUGCGUAAAGGUCUACCUUCAGACAGUUUAGAUGAAAGUUUUCUUUCUGGCACUGGGGCUUUUUGAGCUUUGCUAUUGGUCUCUUUCUUUGCUGGCUUUUCUCCCACUUCUUAUGGAGACUCUUUGGGUAGGCUCGCUUAAUAUUAAUUUCUGGUGGAAAGGGGCAAGUGUGCUGAGCCAUGGGACAAAUGGUAGUGCAGGGGUGGCAGUCCUUUUUGUACCGUGUCUGUCUGUAAAAAUUUGCUCCUCAAAAGAGGUGUGUAGGGGUAGACUGCUUGUAGUAAAAGCAGAAAUUAACAACAGGGGUUUUGUCUUUAUAAAUGGGUGUCUUAGACAGGAACUCUCACAGGUAUUGCUUGAGCCUCGUUCAGGCUCAGUGGGGGUGUUAAAGGACAUCAUUAAUCAGUUUGACCUAGUGGAUGUUUGGAGAACUAGACAUCCCAUCACAAGACAGUAUACAUGGGUGAAGGUCUUUGGGGCUAGGGUGAGUGCAGCCCGGCUUGAUCGAUUGUACAUGUCCAGGAAUCAGAGCAAUAGGCUGUUGGGCGCUACCAUUCUCCCGGUGGGUUUUUCGGAUCAUCUCAUAACCAUGGCUCGGCUGUCUAUUUCACCAGGGCCUCGGCAGGCAUCCUAUUGGAAGUUUAAUGUAAAGCUCUUACAAGAUGUCACUUUUUGCUCAGGUUUCCAUACUCUUUGGGAAAGGUGGGGGCAGCGAAGAUAGAAGUAUGAGUCUCUGAGUCAAUGGUGGGAUGUUGGAAAGUCAAAAUUUGUCUUUUCUGUCAACAGUAUACAGCUCUCUCAUCCUCAGAGGCUAGGAGAGUAUUGGGGGAACUCGAGCGUCGUAUUAGUGAGAUGGAGGUAGAGCUGGUGGGCCAAGGCAAUGUAGGCCUCCAGGCUAAUUUAGCUGAACUACGUAGGGACCUGGGCAGUUUUUCACAGGUUAAAGCAAAGGGAGCACUUGUAAGAGCUAGGUUCUCCAUGCUCAAGGAGAUGGAUGCUCCCAGCUCCUCCUUCUUUGGUUUGGAAAGACAGAGCGGUGAAGCCAAGGGAAUGCAUUGUUUACGGCUUUUGGAUGGGAGGGUGACCUCUGUGGUGGGGGAGAUGCGGGACCGGACUGUGGAGUUUUAUACUUAGUUGUAUAGGGCAGAACUGUGUGAUCCUAUGUGUGCUCAGGUUUUGCAGAACUCCCUAAGCUCUCUCUGGCACAGAGGGAUUACAUUUUACAUUCCCCUGUUGUCCCAUGAACUGGCAGAGGCCGUAACCCAGAUGUCCCCCGGCCGUGCACCAGGGGUCGAUGGACUCCCAGUGGAGUUUUAUAAAAAAUUCUGGGGAAUAAUUGGACUGGACUUCUUUUGCGUGUUGCGUGAGUGCAUUGGGGUAGGAGAGUUGCCGAUGAGCUGCUGUCGGGCGGCUCUGACUCUCCUGCCCAAAAAAGGGGACUUGUGUGAACUUAAGAACUGGAGGCCUGUGGCAUUGCUCUGUGCGGACUACAAGAUAUUUGCCAAGGUCCUCGCUAACAGACUGAAGUCCCAUCUGGACUCUAUAGUACACAAGGACCAGACAUAUUGCAUACCAGGAAGCUCAAUCACAGACAACUUCUUCUUAAUCAGGGACAUGUUGGACUUAUCGAGAGGUUCUAAUGUGAACUUUGGACUGGUCUCUUUAGAUCAAGAGAAGGCUUUUGAUAGUGGACCAUGAGUAUCUGUUUAAUGUGAUGUCUGUGUUUGGGUAUGGGAAAAGGUUUUUGGCCUGUGUGAAGAUGUAUGCACGGGUGUCAUGUACAGUGGGGAAAAAAAGUAUUUAGUCAGCCACCAAUUGUGCAAGUUCUCCCACUUAAAAAGAUGAGAGAGGCCUGUAAUUUUCAUCAUAGGUACACGUCAACUAUGACAGACAAAUUGAGAUUUUUUUUCUCCAGAAAAUCACAUUGUAGGAUUUUUUAUUAAUUUAUUUGCAAAUUAUGGUGGAAAAUAAGUAUUUGGUCACCUACAAACAAGCAAGAUUUCUGGCUCUCACAGACCUGUAACUUCUUCUUUAAGAGGCUCCUCUGUCCUCCACUCGUUACCUGUAUUAAUGGCACCUGUUUGAACUUGUUAUCAGUAUAAAAGACACCUGUCCACAAUAUCAAACAGUCACACUCCAAACUCCACUAUGGCCAAGACCAAAGAGCUGUCAAAGGACACCAGAAACAAAAUUGUAGACCUGCACCAGGCUGGGAAGACUGAAUCUGCAAUAGGUAAGCAGCUUGGUUUGAAGAAAUCAACUGUGGGAGCAAUUAUUAGGAAAUGGAAGACAUACAAGACCACUGAUAAUCUCCCUCGAUCUGGGGCUCCACGCAAGAUCUCACCCCGUGGGGUCAAAAUGAUCACAAGAACGGUGAGCAAAAAUCCCAGAACCACACGGGGGGACCUAGUGAAUGACCUGCAGAGAGCUGGGACCAAAGUAACAAAGCCUACCAUCAGUAACACACUACGCCGCCAGGGACUCAAAUCCUGCAGUGCCAGACGUGUCCCCCUGCUUAAGCCAGUACAUGUCCAGGCCCGUCUGAAGUUUGCUAGAGUGCAUUUGGAUGAUCCAGAAGAGGAUUGGGAGAAUGUCAUAUGGUCAGAUGAAACCAAAAUAUAACUUUUUGGUAAAAACUCUACUCGUCGUGUUUGGAGGACAAAGAAUGCUGAGUUGCAUCCAAAGAACACCAUACCUACUGUGAAGCAUGGGGGUGGAAACAUCAUGCUUUGGGGCUGUUUUUCUGCAAAGGGACCAGGACGACUGAUCCGUGUAAAGGAAAGAAUGAAUGGGGCCAUGUAUCGUGAGAUUUUGAGUGAAAACCUCCUUCCAUCAGCAAGGGCAUUGAAGAUUAAACGUGGCUGGGUCUUUCAGCAUGACAAUGAUCCCAAACACACCGCCCGGGCAACGAAGGAGUGGCUUCGUAAGAAGCAUUUCAAGGUCCUGGAGUGGCCUAGCCAGUCUCCAGAUCUCAACCCCAUAGAAAAUCUUUGGAGGGAGUUGAAAGUCCGUGUUGCCCAGCGACAGCCCCAAAACAUCACUGCUCUAGAGGAGAUCUGCAUGGAGGAAUGGGCCAAAAUACCAGCAACAGUGUGAGAGAACCUUGUGAAGACUUACAGAAAAUGUUUGACCUGUGUCAUUGCCAACAAAGGGUAUAUAACAAAGUAUUGAGAAACUUUUGUUAUUGACCAAAUACUUAUUUUCCACCAUAAUUUGCAAAUAGAUUCAUAAAAAAUCCUACAAUGUGAUUUUCUGGAUUUUUUUUCCCUCAUUUUGUCUGUCAUAGUUGACGUGUACCUAUGAUGAAAAUUACAGGCCUCUCUCAUCUUUUUAAGUGGGAGACCUUGCACAAUUGGUGGCUGACUAAAUACUUUUUUCCCCCACUGUAUGGCGAAGGUGGGAGGGGGGCUCAGUAGGCCAGUCUUGGUGAGGCGGGGCAUUAGACAAGGAUGCCCUCUGUCAGGGCAGUUAUAUACACUAGCCAUUGAGCCUUUUUUGGGAGACUGCAGGGAGUGUGCUGGACAGGCAUGGGUGUGUUGACAGGCAUAGCAGUGUCACCGUAUGCAGAUUAAGUUUCUGUGAUGGUCAGGAUAUGCAGGCACUAGAGACUAGUCUGAAGGUGUACGAGGGAGCUUCAUCAGCUAAGGUAAACUGGGGCAAGAGCAAAGCUCUGUUAUAUGGGGCAUGAGGGGAUAGGGCCCCUCUGCUUCCAGGGGGUUUGCAGUGGGGUAGUGAAGGGCUUAACAUUUUGGGAGUGUACCUGGGCUCGGCCACCCUGCACUGAUGGCAGUGGGAUUACUAAGGCUGGGUGACCUGCGACUGCUGGGAGAGGAGGGGUGGAAAACCCCAGAAGUCCUAGCACAACAAAUAGGACUAACAUCUCUUAGGCUGCUGGAGAGAUUCCUGGGGGAAGUCCAGGAGGCACUGUCUGAGCCGGUAAGGGGGGGGUUUGAGCGACCAAAGGGAGAGGGGCCACCAAUGUUUCCGCCACUGUAGGUGACGGCAGAGACUGGGGAAUGGCAAGGGGGUCUGGAGGACUUGUUAGAUUAUAACACUCUGAGCCUGGGGGAGUUUGAAGGGGUGGGAGGUAAAGCCCUAUACAACCUCUGUAUUAAGGUAAGGAACAUUAGGAGCCUAACAGGAGUGAAGGCACAUCAGUGGCUGGGGGUAUGUGGGGCGGAGAGUAUGGUGGGUUUUAGAUGGAGGGGGCUCUACAAACUCCCAAUGCCAAAGAGGUCAGGGGACCUCUAGUGGAGGGUUCUACAUGGAGCUAUGGUGUGUUGGGGCGGCUGUCUGUAUAGCUGGGGAAGAUGGUCUGGAUAUACGGUUGUAGAAGUGGUGAGGUUUGGGUUAUUGUGAUGUGUAGUGUUGUUUUUGUAUCGUGGGGUAGGGGGCAAGGUGAGUAUUCAGUACAGGGGAUAUUGGUAUUUUUUUAAAUGUUAUUUUAAGGGGGGGGGGGGGGGGGGGGCGUUGAGGUUUUAAUGAAAUUAAAAUGUGUCAUUAAAGAAAGACAAAGUCAGUCUCUCUCAGGAUUUCUCUCUCUCUCAGGAUUUCUCUAUCUCUCUCUCAGGAUUUCUCUCCCUCUCAGAUUUCUCUCUCUCUCAGGAUUUCUCUCUCUCUCUCAGGAUUUCUCUUUCUCUCAGGAUGUCUCUCUCUCUCAGGAUGUCUCUCUCUCUCUCAGGAUAUUUCUCUCUCUUAGAAUAUUUCUCUCUCUCUCUCAGGAUAUUUCUCUCUCUCUCUCAGGAUAUUUCUCUCUCUCUCUCAGGAUAUUUCUCUCUCUCUCUCAGGAUAUUUCUCUCUCUCUCUCAGGAUAUUUCUCUCUCUCUCUCAGGAUAUUUCUCUCUCUCUCUCAGGAUAUUUCCUCUCUCUCUCAGGAUAUUUCUCUCUCUCUCUCAGGAUAUUUCUCUCUCUCUCUCAGGAAUUCCCGCGCUCAGUAUAUUUCUCUCUCCUCUCCGCUCAGGAAGUUCCUCUCUCCUCUCUCAGGAUUUCUCUUCUCCUCUCACUGAAUUUCUCUCUCUCUCUCUCAGGAUUCUCUCUCUCUCUCUCCAGGAUUUCUCUCCUCUCUCCUCAGAUCUCUCGCUCUCUCUCCUCGCUCUCAUCUCUCUCUCUCUCUCGCUCUCUCUCUCUCUCUCUCUCAGGAUUUCUUCUCUCUUCAGGAUUUUCUCUCUCUUCCUCUCUCUCUCUCUCUCAGGAUUUCUCGCUCUCUCAGGAUUUUCUCUCUCUCUCAGGAUUCUCUCUCUCGCUCCUCAGGAUAUCUCUCCUCUCUCAGGAAUUUUCUCUCAAAUCAGGGACCUCUCUCUCUCUCUCUCUCAGGAUCGAUCUCUCUCUCUCUCUCAGGAUCGAUCUCUCUCUCUCUCUCAGGAUCGAUCUCUCUCUCAGGAUCGAUCUCUCGCUCUCUCUCAGGAUCGCUCUCUCUCAGGAUCGCUCUCUCUCAGGAUCGCUCUCUCUCAGGAUCGAUCUCUCUCGAUCUCUCUCAGGAUUUCUCUCUCUCUCAGGAUUUCUCUCUCUCUCAGGAUUUCUCUCUCUCUCAGGAUCUCUCUCUCUCUCUCUCUCUCUCUCUCUCUCUCUCAGGAUCUCUCUCAGGAUCUCUCUGAGGAUCUCUCUCUCUCUCAGGAUUUCUCUCAGGAUCUCUCUCUCUCAGGAUCUCUCUCUCUCUCUCUCUCUCUCUCUCUCUCUCAGGAUCUCUCUCAAUUCAAUUCAAUUUAAGGGCUUUAUUGGCAUGGGAAACGUAUGUUAACAUUGCCAAAGCAAGUGAAGUAGAUAGUAAACAAAAGUGAAAUAAACAAUAAAUAUUAACAGUAAACAUUACACUCAGAAGUUCCAAAAGAAUAAAGACAUUUCAAAUGUCAUAUUAUGUCUAUAUACAGUGUUGUAACAAUGUGGAAAUAGUUCAAGUACAAAUGGGAAAAUAAAUAAACAUACAUAUGGGUUGUAUUUACAAUGGUGUUUGUUCUUCACUGGUUGCCCUUUUCUUGUGGCAACAGGUCACAAAUCUUGCUGCUGUGAUGGCACACAGUGGGAUUUCACCCAGUAGAUAAGGGAGUUUAUCAGAAUUGGGUUUGUUUUCAAAUUCUUUGUGGAUCUGUGUAAUCUGAGGGAAAUAUGUGUCUCUAAUAUGGUCAUACAUUUGGCAGGAGGUUAGGAAGUGCAGCUCAGUUUCCACCUCAUUUUGUGGGCAGUGUGCACAUAGCCUGUCUUCUCUUGAGAGCCAGGUCUGCCUACGGCGGCCUUUCUCAAUAGCAAGGCUAUGCUCACUGAGUCUGUACAUAGUCAAAGCUUUCCUUAAGUUUGGGUCAGUCACAGUGGUCAGGUAUUCUGCCACUGUGUACUCUCUGUUUAGGGCUAAAUAGCAUUCUAGUUUGCUCUGUUUUUUUGUUAAUUCUUUCCAAUGUGUUAAGGAAUUCUCUUUUUGUUUUCUCAUGAUUUGGUUGGGUCUAAUUGUGUUGUUGUCCUGGGGCUCUGUGGGGUCUGUUUGUGUUUGUCAACAGAGACCCAGGACCAGCUUGCUUAGGAGACUCUUCUCCAAGUUCAUCUCUCUGUAGGUGAUGGCUUUGUUAUGGAAGGUUUGGGAAAUCACUUCCUUUUAAGUGGUUAUAGAAUUUAACGGCUCUUUUCUGGAUUUGGAUAAUUAGCGGGUAUCGGCCUAAUUCUGCUCUGCAUGCAUUAUUUUGUGUUUUUCGUUGUACACGGAGGUGUUUGUCCCAUUGUAGUGUUUGUCCCGUUUUGUGAAUUCUUGGUUGGACCCCAGACCUCAAAACCAUAAAGGGCAUUGGGUUCUAUAACUGAUUCAAGUAUUUUUAGCCAGAUCCUAAUUGGUAUGUCGAAUUUUAUGUUCCUUUUGAUGGCAUAGAAGGCCCUUCUUGCCUUGUCUCUCAGAUCAUUCACAGCUUUGUGGAAGUUACCUGUGGCGCUGAUGUUUAGGCCGAGGUAUGUAUAGUUUUUUGUGUGCUCUAGGGCAACCGGUGUCUAGAUGGAAUUUGUAUUUGUGGUCCUGGCAACUGGACCUUUUUUGGAACACCAUUAUUUUUGUCUUACUGAGAUUUACUGUCAGGGCCCAGGUCUGACAGAAUAUGUGCAGAAGAUCUAGGUGCUGCUGUAGGCCGUUGGUUGGUGACAGAAUCUCGCUCUCGCUCUCUCUCGCUCUUUAAGGAUCUCUCUGAGUAUUAAUCCUACCUACUGUUUACAAUACUGACCUCUCUCUCUCCUCCUCUCUCCUCUGUAGUGUUGGCAGAUAACCUGAAGUCCAAUCCGGGCAUCAAGUGGCAGUACUUCAGCUCAGAGGAGGGCAUAUUCACUUUGUUCCCCGCCCACAAGUUCCACUGCAAGGGCAACUACGAGCACCGCAGCAGGUAAUGUUACACUAUCACACAGCAUCACUCAGAUAAACAGUACAAUCAACUAGCCCAAAACACAUGGUCAAGAAUGGAGUCAUUAUUGUCACAUAAAUCAUCACUGACUGCACAUUCCUCACACAUGAAGUUUUGUAUGGCUACAUCAAGGAUAUUGUUCUUGACUAUCCAAGAUGGUCGUCACCUACUAGGCAAAGAGGAAACAGAAAACCACUAUUCUUCUAUUCCACUUCCUCCCUCUCCUUUGUUCCUGUGUGGCACAGUGAGAGGACAUGUAAAUGUCAUUUUUCCUCUACUCUGGUGUUGUUGGGUUUCUUCUCCUCUCUGAGACAGACAGACUCCCUGACCACACAUGCCCUUGAUGCCCAUGGCAGGAAUGUGUUCUGAGACCAGUAAAGACCACUGGAAUCUCUCACCCACUGUUGUGGUUUCUCUGGCUUAGCCUGGUGAAAGACAUCUCUCUCUACUCUCUCGCUCUCUGUCAGUCUCUCUCUCUCUUUUUCUCACCCCCUCUGACUCUCUCUUUCAUCCCCUCUCUCACCAAAUACUUAAAGGCCAGUCUCUCUCAACCAGCCAGCUGGCAUUCAGCGCUGAGAAAAAUGAUGUCACCCUCACCCUGGCUUGCUACAAAGACAAAUGGGGACUUAAGACUAGAACAGCCAAGACGGUCAUUCUAUAAGUUAAUUUCAAUAAAAACCUUGAACCCACCUUUCCCUGACUUUUCCUAAAUUCGUGUAUUUUACAGUCUAGCAGUACUUUGAGAUAAAUAUCAUAAAGACAUUCUGAGCAUUCCUACCUCAAAGCGCCUUGACGGUCAAAAUUACAUCUGCAUAUUUAACAGUAGAAUAGCUGGGCCUCAACGAGUACAAAUAGCAGCCAAUCUAACAUUGAAUAUACACAAUCACAAAGAAUUCCGUUAAUAUUUUGUUUAGGAACAUCAUAAAAAACAUGAUACAAAGACAAUUUAUUUCAAAAGAACAGAAUAGCAUGUUUUUGAGUUGUAUUUAUCUGUGCUUAAUAGCCAAGGCUAUAUGGCUGUGCCAUGCCAGUGAAAUCAACUUGUUCAUUUAGCAGACAUCACACGCUUAUAUUCCCCUGCCCUACCACAGUCAACACACAUAUAUUAUACAGGAAGAAUAUAACAGAAUCAAAUAGAAUGGCCGUUGCUGAUUGUCGCCAGUACUCACAUGAGGAACCCGCCAAGCCGCGGUUAUUCUAGGAAAAGUUAUAUUUCGAAACAAAGCCCAUCCUCACAAUUUUGAGUUGUUUGGAAGAACUAGAUUAAUUAGUUUACCUUAGAGUAUUGCAAUCGUUCCUUUUGUCAAUGCACGCUGCACUGGUCAUCAGUCUCUUCAUUCUCAAUUUGACAAUAGAUAAUAUUGUCACCCAUCAGACUAUUGUCAAUUUAAUAUUGUUAAAUUAGGCCUAUUAUUAUACAAUAUGUGUGAAAUUUGUUUCAAUAUAGUUCAGGUGUAGUUUGGAUGUGACAUUAGCUGGGCAGGCAACUGUGGUCUUAGUCAGAAAAUACACGUAUCUUAUUUUAGUAUUUACAGUGUGCGCUUCUGGAUCAAUCAAUCAAUACAUUUUCUGAUUGAUUACAAUUUACAUUUGGUGUCAUGAGGUUUCGUAUGACCUAUUGUAACAUAAAUCGCUAAAUGAAUGCAUUUAUUAUCAUUUAUUCUGGAAUAUUUAAACAAUUGAAAUAUCAGCGGUCAGAAUGACCGUCAUGGUCAUUCUAGUAGUUAUGGAAUUCCGGUGCGCCAAACACAAACAUGCCCUUUCCCCCGUCUGUGCCUCCUAGUGCUGUGCUACCACACUGAGCUAUACCAGACACAAAACCAACCAAACAAUGCAGCUUGGGAUGUUGCUACACUCUAAUACAGGGGUGUCAAACACACAUACACUACCGGUCAAAAGUUUUAGAACACCUACUCAUUCAAGGGAUUUUAUUUUUACUAUUUUCUACAUUUUAGAAUAAUAGGGAAGACAUCAAAACUAUGAAAUAACAGAUAUGGAAUCAUGUAGUAACCAAAAAAGUGUUAAACAAAUCAAUAUAUUUGAUAUUCUUCAAAUAGCCACCCUUUGCCUUGAUGACAACUUUGCACACUCUUAGCAUUCACUAUCAUUCCACUAUUACUGCAGAUAUAGUAUGGACAUUUUCAGAAAUGACAAUGCAAAAAUUCUACAUGUAGCUUCUUUUAAUAGGAAAAGAAAACAGAUGGCUUCGGUCACUUCGACUCUAGACUAGUUUUGUCUGACACAAACGGGUUUGGCAAUAGGAGCUUGACAAAGGGAAUGGUGGUGAUGGUUGGAUAAGUGGUGGUGGUGGUGAUGGUUGGAUAAGUGGUGGUGAUGGUUGGAUAAGUGGUGGUGGUGGUGGCGGUGCCUCCCAAAAGCAACAGUAGUCCUGGGAAUGGGAUCUCUUGUGAAAACAGUGUGUGGAGGGCUCAGGGCAGCCGGACGUAGAGGGGACAGCCCUGGGAACUGCAGUUCAGCUCAGGCCACCAAGAAGCAGGGGGGAUAUAAGAGAGGGUUAGGGUUACCAGCCUGGGUCAGACAAUGGGAGAAUAAUUAUCUGGUGUCAAUAAACCACCAUUCUAAACAGAUGAUUGUGUUUGUGUAUGUUUUUGAGUGGGAUUGUGUUGUUGAGAGUUUGAGUGUAUGUGUUAGAUUUGUGUAUACAGUACAUGUGAUUUGUGUGUAUACCGUGUCCUCAUCACGAGUGUGUGUCUGUCUGUGUGUUUGUUCUCGCAGGCCAGUGUACGUGUCGGCAGUGCGGCCCCAGUCUAAACACAUUGUGGUGAUCAUCGACCACGGAGUGACCAUUACAGACACACAGCUCCAGAUCGCCAGAGAUGCUGCACUCGUCGUCCUCAGCUCCAUAGACGAACAUGACAAGGUGAGGAGCACUCCUCUGAUUUUGAUAACUUCCUGCCCUAAUUCCCCUUCGCCCCCUCUGAUACAUCCCCUAUUAUCCCCUGACACGUCAUCCAUUUUCUUUUUCCUCUCCCUCUAAAGCUACAAAGUACAUAUGCCCAGUGAUUACAGUGUCGAUCCCAAAAGUUGUUGUUGUUUCUGUUGUGUUUGUUGGUAAUGAAUGUGUCUGUGAUGAUACUAACGUCUGUCUGUCUGUCUGUCUGUCUGUCUUUGUUUCCCUGCCCCCCAGAUUUCGAUCCUGUCCUCAGCGGAGGCUGUGCGGUCCUGUUCUCUGGACCAGUGCUAUAAGAGCUACCUGUCUCCUGCCACCAGCGAGACCAAGAGGAAGAUGAGCACCUUCAUCAGCAACCUCAAGGCCUCUGACAGCCCUACCCAGCAUGCACUGGGCUUCCAAAAGGCCUUCCAGCUGCUCCGGAACACCAGCAACAUCACCCGCCAACUCACCAGUAAGAAUAGGGCACCAUGGGAAAUGCAGUCUUUAGCACUGGCCACUGAUGCCGCAGGCUUGUUCUACAGGAAAUGCCAAAUUCGUUAUUUUUCAACACGUGGCAAUGUAUUUGUAACAAAAAACAAUUGGUAGAAAUGGCUCAAUAAAUGUGACUUGAGAUCAAGGAUUUGGGAGAUGAAGGGUUUAUGAACAAGGAAGUGUGUUAUUAGUUUUUUGAUCUCUCUUUGUUUGUGUUCCUGUCAGACACAGACAUGGUGAUCAUCUACCUGUCGUCUGGCAUCACGUCCCGAGACGCGUCGGAGCAUGAGAAGAGAGACACCCUGCGCGUGGUCAAAGAGGAGAACCGCCACCUCAACAACUCAGUCAUGAUCCUCACCUACGCCCUCAUGAAUGGUAGGAACCCUCCACCACACACAGUUUGUCUGUGGUCAAAAAUCACCCUCGACCACACAGGGUCGUCUACGGUCAGAAAUCAAAUUGAGAUUUACUCAAUCAAGAGAAAAGGAAAUGUCAUGGUUAUGACUGAAAGUGUCACGAGUAUGUUUAAAAUUGGAAUUAAAAUCCAAUAUGUUUUGUAAUAUGACUAAUGUUGUAACAAUCAUUAUUAGUGGUGGAUAUGUUUGUCAUGGGUACUAUUGCUGGACCUACCCAGCCACCUGGAUGGGGGAGGAGGAAGGGGUGAGAGGGGAUUGGGGGUGGGUUUGGGAUGGAUGUGCCAAAUGGGAAGGGGGAUGGGUGAGUGGGGGGAGUGCGGACUGGAGAGGUGCUCAGGAACCUCAAAGGCUUUUUGUUUUCUGCAGUGUGUCUAUGAUGUAUCCACCUCCCCCUCUCUAUUUUUCCGUCUCGCCUCGCUCCCCUUCUCCUCAUCCUUCGCUCCAUGUCCGACCCGGAGACCCCUCCACAGUGCAUGCAUUAGCCUGGCAUUGGUACAAAUACAUUUUUCAUUAGGAAAUUCAAAUGAGGGACAUCUGAGAGACUCGGUGAGAGCCUGAGUCUAAAGACUUCAAAGGGAGUGUGUGUGAGAGACAGUCAAGCGUCACUUGUUUAAAAGGGUCCAUGAUGAAAAGGAUUCAGAAAUAUAUAAUCAUCCUAAAUUGAGUAGCAUUGUAUCCAGAAAGCACUUGUUGUGUACUGCAGGCUAUUGUAAUCAGUUGAUAGAGGUCCGUGUGUGCCAGAUGUGAGCUGUUGAUUGUUAAAGAUGGUCAAUGGUCUUUUCUCCAACGUCAACUCUGAUGUUUGAACUUUGUGUGUGUGUGUUUGUUGAUGAGAUGCUAGAACUAGAAGGUCCAAAUGGCUGGAAAGUGAAAUCUUGAGUUAUGGGCUGUACUGCCAAAUCCUCUUGAUUUUCCCUGUUCUGUAGCUGUCUAAUAAUACUUUCCAGUCUCUAUUGCCUGAUUGUGGAUCACGGACCAACUUAAUCUCUCUAAAAUGCCCUUAUCAGAUAUGAAAAAAACUGGAGAAAGAUUUAAAGAUAUGCUUUAACAGUAACCAGUAAAUCAGCCACAUAUUCUUUCAUGGAGUUUACAGAGAAUGCCAAACGUUCAUCUAUGACCAAGCUGGCUCUGAUGUCCAGUUUGACCCUGCAGUCCACACAUACCAGGCUGUAUUGACUUGACUCCUUUCACCUCCUAUUGACUCCAGUCCACAUUCCCAUGUGUCUAUCAUCUGAAUCUGAUCAUACCAGGCCCUAAGCAUAAGGCUUGAUCCCUCUUUAAUCCAAUCAGUGCUAUGGCUGGCAUGCAUUCCAUAUUAAAUCCUGUCAAAUGUGCCCAGUGGCAGCUGUCGGGCCAGCCAUGUUGGAGAGGUCAUUCUAGGGUGUCCUCUAUUAUAAAGUCAAGGAAUAUUCUAGAGGACUUAUGCAUGGUUUUCUUACAUUGAUGUUAAUACAUUCAGAAGGAUCGUCAGAACGAUGGGGAUGAGUGAGUGGGUGUGUCAAUAUAUCAAUUACUUAUAUUGCUUUGAGUCAUGUCAUGAAACCGCAAAUAUAAAAUCUCUCUUGCAGAGGGUGUGACGGGUCUGAAGGAGCUAGCGUUCCUGCGUGACCUAGCGGAGCAGAACUCGCUGAAGUACGGCGUGCCGAACCGCUCGGCGCUGCCUGUGGUGAAGGGGAGCAUGAUGGUCCUGAACCAGCUCAGUAACCUGGAGACCACCGUGGGACGCUUCUACAUCAACCUGCCCAACCGCAUGAUAGACCUGGCCCGCUUCAGCCUGUCAUACCAGGACCCCAUGGGAGACGGUGGGUUUAUAUACUGAUCUAGGGCCAGUCUUACUUUUAGGGUCAUUAUGGUUAAGGUUAGAGCUAGGGUACAGUGAUCUGAUCCUAAAUCAGUGUUAACAAAUAGAUGCUAGACUUGUCCUGCUUUUGCCUGCCCUACCAGGACUCCAUUGGAGACGGUGGGUUCCUGACAACUGGUCCUGGGUCAGUUUCUGUUAUGGCCGUUAUCAUUUUUUAGGUUAUAGUCGGGACCUAACAACUGGUCUGGGACCAGAUGUGCUCUUAGGUGCGCAUAAUGAAGCUAUGGUACAGUGAGCUGCUGAUCAGUGGUAAAGAAGGAUUAUAAACAGAAUCAGAGUGAUUUGGGCUCUUGAUGAUCAAUUAGUGUGAUGUAAAACUAUCUGUGUCUUCUCCCUUCAGGUUUCAUCAUGACGGUGAGCCGGCCGUGUUACUUUGGCAACCUGUUGCUAGGCGUGGUGGGGGUAGAUGUGAACCUAGCCUACAUUCUAGAGGACGUCACCUACUACCAGGACUCCCUGGCCUCCUACACCUUCCUCAUAGACAACAAAGGUACAUUGUAUAUCUCUUUCUAUUCUACUGUCAUUUACUUUAUGUUCGUAUUCUUAUCUUUUUUAUUUAUUGUUGUUGUUUCAUUGUUGAAGGAACCUGCAAGUAAGCAUUUAGUUGGACGAUGUCUACCAUGUCUAUCCCUUACAUAUGACUAAUAAAACUUGAAACUCUUUCCUCUCCCUCUCAAACACACACACACGCACACAACUUCUGCAUAGGCUCAGAAAAACCUGUUAUGUAGUAUACACCAGAAGUAAAAUAAAGGACGUAGGAGCUAAUUACAAGGGGUACCGUUGCAGGUCAUGGCGGCCCGGCUAUUGAGUAUUGAGGUAAUAUGGCAUGUGGUAAGUUAAAGUGCUAGAUAACUAUUAACAGAGUAGCAGCACUAAAAAGGAUGGUGGGGGGGGCAUGCAAUAGUCUAGCCAUAUUAGCUGUUCCGAGCUAUGGGGUAGAACUGUUGAGAAGUCUUUUGGCUAACUUGGCACUCCGGACGCUCCCGGUAGCACUCUAUGACUAGGUGGCUGAUCCUUUGACAUUUUGUGGCUCUCAGUAGGUUGUUUGAAAGUGGCACUGCCAGUCUGAGUGAGGCAGGUAAACAGGCCGAAGAGGGAAAGUAAUUAAGUUUAUACCCCAUUAGGGGAACUACCUGGCUGUGACACACGGCCAGACUGACAGACAGACUGACAGGCCAUGAGGUGACAUCACCACAGCGGAGCAGGGCAGGUCUGUCCAGGAUAACAGUGGUUCUGUUCACACAGAGAGAGAUACUGAGUCGGGAGCAAGAGCUGGAGUUUUGGCUCGCUACUGAUCUGCCACUCAUUUUAGGCUUGCCUUUAGAGGUUUAGCAUCACCACAGGCUGCAUUUAAGAAGUACAUGUUUGUGGAUGCAUUUAAAAUAAAGGAGGAUGUUUGCUUGGCUGGUUUGGGAAAGGUUAGGUUUUUGAAAAACAAUCUCAAUGGUUGGCAGUAUUGUUAUUGUAAUGAGUAUGUUGUCAGAUGACAGCUUAUUGCUGCAUGGUACUUAUUACACUGUCACUUGAUGAACAAACCAUGAUUAAUGACUAUAUUAAAGUUGUUAGGUGUGUUCUGACUAAUAGGCCACUCAAUUAGACAGAAGGUAAACAGUUCAGUGGAGAAUAGAAUGCUGCUGUAGUGUUAAUUGACUGUUAUAGUGUGAGGUCAGAGAUGAGUGAUUCUCCUCUCUCUCACACCCCCUCUCUUUCUCUCACUCCCCCCCUCUCUCUCUAUGAGCACCUGCUCCCUCCCUCCGGCUGGCUGCUAGAGAUAAACAGACAGCCAUAGAACUGGUACUAGACAUGUUUGUUUACCCUCCUUAAAAUACAAUCCCUCCCCCUCCUUCCCUCCUCCCUCGUAAGGGCUUUCACUCUUCCAUAGCUUACUAUUACUGCUGCUCUGAGCUCACUGGUGCCUGCCUGGAGAAUCCUUAGGGACCACAGCAGUAGGGGAGGUCUGGCCUUGCCCUGCACAGGGAGCAGUAGCCCGUCCCGGGGGUAAGGUGGGUUCAAGGCCCCUUGGGGCCGGGGGCUCCAUUGACGGCUGCUCCUGUGAAGAGACCCUGACGCCGCUGUUCUGGUGUUGUUUUUGGUUCCCCAGGUUACACCUUGAUGCACCCGUCCCUCACACGGCCCUACCUGAUGACAGAGCCUCCGCUGCACACUGACAUCAUCCACUAUGAAAACAUCCCAGGGUUCCCAGUGGUACGGGACAACAUACUCCGGUGAGUUAGGGUCAAGGGUUAAGGGGCUAUGACCGAGAGGAGGGGUUUCACCAGUUUUGUAUAGAUGCUGGAAACUCAAGGUGGGCUAGUAAUGUAGUAAGAUGCCUUUUCAUCCACUCUCUUUGUUGUUGCAAUCUUUAUUUACAUAUUGUAAUCUGAGGCAUUUUGUUGAAUGGACUGCAGUUCACGCUAUUGUUAUUGUAUGAAGAAUAUUCAUUUUUGUUACUAACGCUAACCCUCCUGCUCCCUGUCGCGCCAGUCUGCCUCUGGGUAGUCAGGUGAUAGCUGUGCCCACCAACUCCUCUCUGUCCUGGCACACCAACCGGCUACGGGACCCCAGCAGGGAGGCCUACAACGUCAGCUACGCAUGGAAACUGGUACGAUGCACUGCUGUCGCUCACUGUCUGUUUAACUCUGUCUCUGACUCUUUAUUUCUCUCUCUAGAUCUCUCUUUUCUCUUUCCCCCCCCCCCCUCUGUCCCCCUCUCUUUUUCUUUCGCCCCCUCUCUCCAUAAUACUGCAAGCAUCUGUAUCUCCCUUUUCCGCUGGCUCUCUCAAUCUAGCUCCAAUUAGCAGAAUUUUCAUCUUAGAAAUGUCUCAAUUGUCUCCAGGCUUAAAAAUCUGUCUUUAACCUGUCUCCUCCCCUUCAUCUACACUGAUUUGAAGUGGAUUUAACAAGUGACAUCAAUAGGUAUCAUAGCUUUCACCUGGAUUCAUAAUGUUUUUUACACUGUGUAUAUUCGCUGUUGCUAUCGAAGUCAUUCCUAAGGGUAGGAUCAUCAUUGCUACUAUUUAGGCCUGUAUAGCAUUUGCAGAGUCAUAAUUGUUUAAAUUCAACCCAGGGUUGAACUAAAAUAGACAAUACACAUAGGCCUAGGGUUUCAAGCAUUGUAAUCUUCAAGUUAAUCAUUAUGUUGGAUUCACGUCUCCAUCUCAACCAAAAAUCUAAGUUAAAGAAUAGGCCUAAAUUAAAUCAAGCUUUAUUUAGAGUGCAUUUAAAUGAUUUACAUUUACAUUUACAUUUUAGUCAUUUAGCAGAUGCUCAUCCAGAGCGACUUUACAGUUAGUGAGUGCAUACUUUCUCAUACUGGCCCUCCGUGGGAAACGAACCCACAACCCUGGCGAUUUAGUGAUUAGAUGUAGUCCUAUUCUUUAACUUUCAUUUUUGGUUGCUAUUGAGACGUGAAUCCAACAUAUCAGUUAUUAAUUUGUAGACAAACUGGAAUUAAAGCCAGACUAAGUCAGUGGCACAAAAUAUACAUCUCCUUCAAAUUAAUAAUUGAUAUGUUGGAUUUACAUCUCCAACUAAACCAAAAAUAAAAGUUAAAGAAUAGGAUGAAGCCAGUGGCUCAGAUGAAACUAUCCAAGCAUUAGAUAUCCUUUAAAUGUUUAUGUGGUGGUUGUCAACCAAACACAAUUCAAUAUUUAUUUUGUAAUAUAGUAAAUAUCUAAAAGUUAAGGUUAUAUUACAAACUAAUGUAACAGUAUUUAUUCAACCUUAAAAUGAGUAACACAUCCAUGGUCACAUUUUGAGGUUAGUCUACUGUAACUAUAAAUGACUUAUGUAAUCAUAGAAAGCGUGCAUGUUCAAGAUGGCAUGCAAAGGUCGCAGGUAGGGCCGGAACAAUACCAGUAUCACGAUACUCGUUAGUAUCGUGGCAAGGAAAGAAAACACGAAGCAGAUUUAACCUCUUUAGGAAAACAGCCCUAAUGUUGGAAGCAAACAUCAUGUUGUCAUCCAGAGUCACAUGUAUUUAUUUAUUUUCCAAGGUAAAGCACACAAUGUUUUACAUACAGCAGGUUUUUAAAGGACCAAAGAGUUUCGUCUGCUUCGUGUUUUCAUUUUUCCAUUGGAAAAAUAUCGCAAUACUGGUGUCAUCACAGCCGUAGUCGCAGUUCUGUGGAGAUCUUCAUGAAUAAUAUAAUCUGUACAGAAUCUCAAACAGUAUUGAUCACUUGCACUAUGUACUUUUAAUAUCAUCUCAACUGCAAUCCAUGUCAUUUGGUUGUGCUAUUAGAUGAAGCACAGUGAUAACACAUGAACUUGUUUUAUAAAUACAAAAUAUCUGACAUUAGAUUCCCAUUUGAACUUAGUUGUGCUUUUAAAUGGUUGAAAGUGCAGUGUGAUAACACAUUAGGAAUUCACACACUUAUUUUUGAGUGAAUAAAGGUCGAAAUCUCAUUGAUCAACUUAAACAAAUAUUACCAAAAUGUCCACGUUGAAAUGUGGUGUGCCCAGUGGGAUACAAGGACGGACACCACACCCUAAUAGAGUAUGUCUUUCUCUUUAUGUACACCACCAUUCAAAAGUUUGUGGGUCACUUAGAAAUGUUAUUGUUUUCUAAAGAAAAGCAAAUUUUUUGUCCAUUUUAAAAUAACAUCAAAUUGAUCAGAAAUACAGUGUAGACAUUGUUAAUGUUGUAAAUGGCUAUUGUAGCUGGAAACGGCUGAUUUUUUAUGGAAUAUCUACAUAGGCGUACAGAGGCCCAUUAUCAGCAACCAUCAGUCCUGUGUUCCAAUGGCACGUUGUGUUUGCUAAUCCAAGUUUAUCAUUUUAAAAGGCUAAUUGAUCAUUAGAAAACCCUUUUGCAAUUAUGUUAGCACAGCUGAAAACUGUUGUGCUGAUUAAAGAAGCAAUAAAUCUGGCCUUCUUGAGACAAGUUGAGUAUUUGGAGUAUCAGCAAUUGUGGGUUCGAUGACAGGCUCAAAAUGGCCAGAAACAAAGAACUUUCUUCUGAAACGCGUCAGUCUAUUCUUGUUCUGAGAAAUGAAGGCUAUUCCAUGCGAGAAACUGAAGAUCUCGUACAACGCUGUGUACUACUCCCUUCACAGAACAGCGCAAACUGGCUCUAACCAGAAUAGAAAGAGGAGUGGGAGGCCCCGGUGCACAACUGAGCAAGAGGACAAAUACAUUAGUGUCUAGUUUGAGAAACAGGCACCUCACAGGUCCUCAACUGGCAGCUUCAUUAAAUAGUACCCGCAAAACACUAGUCUCAACGUCAACAGUGAAGAGGCGACUCCGGGAUGCUGACCUUCUAGGCAGUGUAUAUCAAAAUGAACCUUUACCAGUGGAAUGUAGAUGUGAUACAACAAUAUCCAUCACAUCCACAACCGUUAUGGAUGUUAAGGACACCAUAAUGCUGAAAAAAGGAUACUGACAAUGAAAAGAGAAACAAAUUAUAGACCAUAAAACCUUUGGAGGGCAGAGAGAGAAUUUCAAGAGCUGAAAAACAUUUCCUGAAAAAUGUUAUGGAUGUUACAUUGCCUGUCCCAGUCACCCCUCUAUCUUUACAAGACUGUAAAACACACAAACAAAACUCAACACUUCAAUUUGGUUUGUAUUGUGUCAUUAACAUCUCAACUUCAUAACUAACAGUGUGAGCUCUUUCUAAAAGCCAUGAAUAUAUUGGUCAAAAUUCAUACAAUUUCCUACAACAUAUAGAUCUUAAGGGUUAUUAUGAAUGUGGUUUCAUUUGGAAAUUACUAACUAUUUGGUCAUGCUCAGGUUGACCUUCCUGUCUCUAUAUUUUUGUCAAGGUCAGUGUUAAAAUGGUAACUUGGCUUAGGAAAGUUGCACCAGGGUUAAAGGGUUCUGGUGUGUCGCAGCCUCCCAGACAGAUCCACUCCACGUGUUACAUUGAAAAUCUGGAUGAGGCCAGGCAUGUCGCAGCAGUCACUCUGCUCUGUCUGUCGUUGGUGCCGUUGUUAAGCACAGCACAUUCAUCUGUUUAUCUCAUUGGCAGCAUCAGCAGUGCUGGGAAAGGACCGCCUGUGUGUGUGUGUGUGUGUGUGUGUGUGUGUGUGUGUACGCUCGCGCGGCCGGGUCAUAAAACACUCGCGGUGACGUCUGUCGGUAAACACACUUGAGGAGAAGCUGGACUGGAGCAAAGAGUAGGAGAGUGUGUAAUGUCACUGUCUGAGUUCUGGAGUUUUUAAACCUCAAGUCUUUUACAAGUUCGGAUCAGUCAUAUCUUAUCAAUGGAUUGUACAAAUCUCUGAGGAAAAUACAUGUAUCUAGCUUUGUCUCUGCUCUGUAUGUCUCUAUUCUAAGUAGAAGCUUCUACACAAAACGGCCAUUCUGUUCUCCCUCCAUCUCUCUCCGUCCCACCCAUGUCUAUGUUAUACUGCAAAGGGAUGUCCAUUAACAUAUUAACCCCUUCCUCUCCUCUCCCCAGGUCCAGGACACAUCAUUCAUCCUUUGCAUAGUGUACGUCCAGCCAGAGAUCCCAGUGAAACACCUGAAGAACAUGAACACUGCUCCCAGCUCCAAGCUGCUCUACCACCGCCUGGAUCUGCUGGGACAACCCUCCUCCUGUCUGCACUUCAAACAGCUGGCCACCGUCGGUAAGAACCCAGGCUAAGGCCAUACAGUCAAUGACUGGGGCAGAGGAACCAGGCUAGAGGCAGAGGUUUAAUUUGGAAGAUGGUUACGGGCUGUUUAUCCCUCCUUGUCUCACAGUUGGCUAUGUUUGAAGAACUGUAAGUCAUUCAUUUUGUCUCUCUCUCCCUCCCUCAGAGAGCCCUACGGUGAUGCUGUCUGCAGGGAGUUUCUCCUCUCCCUACGAGCACCUCAGUCAGCCAGAGACCAAACGCAUGGUGGAACACUACACUGCCUACCUCAGUGAUAACACACGCCUCAUAGCCAACCCCUGGCCUUAAGGUACACACACACCAAGUUAUGGAAACGUAUCGGUAAAUGGAGGAAACAAGUUCCUGUCAAAAUGUUAGUCGUGAAACGGCAACGGCCGUCGUAGAGAGAAGCAGCAUCAGUAUCAGACACCAUCAAGCAGACAUCUUCCGGAAAAAGACUUGUGAGCCAAACCACACUAGCUAACACCACCAAAAGAAAGAAAAUGAACUGGCCCUCAAGUCUCUUUCUUACACUCCCUUCUGUGUCUUUGAGGAGAAACUAGAGAAAAGCUCCAUGUUUUUGGCAGCCUGUGUUCAUAGCAUUCUUAGCUCCUCUCUGUACGGGGUGAGAGAGUGGGGGAGAGACUGAGAGACUCUCGGUAAAGGGUGAGGGGGGAAAGAGAAUCUGAGCUCCUGAGCUGGGCUCUACAGCUUAAAGAGAGAGCUGGGCUCCUCUCCUCUUCCCAGGCCCAUCUAAACGAAGCCCUGCUAUGUCACUCUUUGUUCCCCCUACAGUCGUCGGUCAGGAACGAGGUGAUGGCGACCAGUCACGUCACAGAUGAAUGGAUGACACUCAUGGAGAUGAGUAGCCUCAACUGCUACAUUGUGCGCCGUUACAUAGCAACGCCCAAUGGGGUGCUGCGGAUUUACCCCGGCUCGCUAAUGGACAAAGCCUUCGACCCAACCCUGAGACAAUGGUGAGGUUUAUUUAGGGGGGAGGGGUGGGGGUGCUUUGAAAUAGUUCCAGGCUCCUAGAGAGUGAUAGAAAGUUAUGUCCUACUGCACAGUGUUUUGGCCCGGCUUUAAUACAUAGCUUUCUCUGUUUUUGGUUAGAAUGAUUCAUUUCUCUGGAAAAGUUUGGAUCUACUAAAUCCUCCAUGACACUUUUCAUUUUGCAUGGCAGUUGUAGAGUAGGCCGAUUUUAUAUAUUUUCACCCUAGAAUGUUUGGGUAUAAAUGUUUCAGUCAGUCAUCUUUUUUCUCUUUUAUUUUCCCAGUCUUUAGUUAGUACUGUAUCCACAUGGAAUUAGCAUGUUGUUUGUUUGUUUUACAGUGACCCUGCUCUCUAACCUCGAACUGACCUUUGAUCCAUACAGGUACCAGCAUGCUGUGGCCAACCCAGGCCUCAUCACCUUCACUGGGCCUUACCUGGAUGUGGGCGGGGCUGGCUACGUGGUCACCAUCAGCCACACCAUCCACGCCUCAAGGUACUUCAUUUUAGGCCCUUCAAUGAAUUACAUGAUAAGAUGAAAAUAGCGUGUCAUUAUUUCAAGCAGGUACAAGUGACCUGCACAUAAAGACAUAGUGUGAAAUGGCUUCCAGAGACUGAUGUUUUUAUGUUCAGUCAUGCAUCUGCAUGUGUAAUGCAGUUACUGUGUAAUCUCAGUGGAGGCUGUAGACUGGAGACCAUCCCAGGCUGUAACACUAACACAAGGCAGCAGAUUAAUAUGUAUAUAUUCUGUUUAUCUUUAAGGCACACACACACACACAGCUCUGAUAAUGCAGGUGUGUAAGCGUGAGUGUGAGCGUGAGUACGUGUUUGGGGUACAGGAGUUUGGUGGCACCUUAAUUGGGGAGGACGGGCUCAUGGUAAUGGCUGUGGUGGAAUGGUAUCAAACACAUUCAUGCCGUUCCAGCCAUUAUUAUGAGCCGUCCUCCCCUCAGCAGCCUCCACUGGUUUGGGGAUAGGUUUGCAUCCACAAGCAGGGAAGGUAGGUAGAGAAUAUGAAAUGUGUACCGUUAAAUACUUUUUCUCUCCUCUCCGGUCUCUCUUUGUAGUUCUCAGAUGGCCUCAGGGUAUGCAGUAGCUGUGAUGGGCAUAGACUUCACUCUGCGCUAUUUCUACAAGGUUCUGCUGGACCUGCUACCCAUCUGCAACCAGGACAAGGGCAACAAGAUCCGGUACAUCUUUCUUUGAGGGUCCUUCUCUCUUGUCAUAAGGGUUUGUGGCUAUGGCUAUGCCUGAUAGGGUUACUGAGGGAUGACCCACUGAUGUUUUUUAAGACUCUGAAUCAAGCUAAUCUGAUUUGAAUGGCACGUAUACAUAGUUCGCCAGCAUCCCAGCAUGCCCUCUGCUCAGUGGGAGAAACCAUAUAAAGAGACUGGCGGAAGUUGUGGUCCAGAAAUAAACUCUAUGCUGGUUACAAAGAGGCGGAGCGGGAGAGAGGGAAAGGGAGACAAAAAGAGAUAAGCUGAUUAUAAUUGCAUUCCAGAGACAUCCUGUUAUGUUAGAUGCUGCUGCUGCUACAUUCUCUCUCUCAUUCUCUUUUGUCUCUUUCCCUCUCCCUUCUUUCCUCUCCCUCCCUCCCUCUCUCUCUCCUUCCCCCUCCCGCCUCUCUCUCUCUCUCUCCCCCCUCUCCCUCCCCCCUCUCCCUCCCGCUCUCUCUCGCCCCCCAUCCUCCCUCCCCCUCUCUCUCGCCCCCCAUCCUCCCUCCCCCUCUCUCUCGCCCCCCAUCCUCCCUCCCUCUCUCUCUCCCCCCAUCCUCCCUCCCUCUCUCUCUACCUGUCUCUCUCUCUCCCUCUCUCUCUGAGAGUCUUGGUGUUCAGUUUAACAGGAUUAACCCAGGGUAAGAGGACUGGGGUCUAGCAGGGGUCGGUAGGGGUUGAAUGGGUUUGGAUCAGGCAAUAUGGGCUAAUUUUGCGCUCAGAGGAACUGGGGUGGGUUUGGUUGGGGUUGAUUGGGUUUGCAUCUGGCAGGAUGGGGUAAUAAUGGGCCUCUCUCUCCUGACUUAACACUGCUCUCUCUCCUCUCGACAGCCACUCUGAGCUUUGGGUUCUAUUGUGUUCAAAUCAGAUGGAUUUCAGGGGGCAUGUGUUCAAGUUUUUGGUUUAUGUGUAUUAAAUCAAAUUGAUUGUACUGUUCAGUAAAAGGAAUAAUACUUUAACUGGAUUUUCGCUCUCGCUCUCUGUGUGUUUAGGUGUUUCAUCAUGGAGGACAGGGGUUACCUGGUGGCCCACCCAACCCUCAUCGACCCUAAAGGCCACGCCCCCGCCGAACAGCAGCACAUCACACACAAAGAACCACUGGUGGCCAACGACAUCUUGAACCACCCCAACUUUGUAAAGAAGAACCUCUGCAACAGCUUCAGUGACCGCACGGUCCAACGCUUCUACAAGUUCAACACAAGUAUCAUUGUGAGUAGAAGGGUUAGAUGGGUUAUGACACAAACAAGAGUGAAAGUCAAUUCGACAGGUAGACAGAUACAGUGUUGUCCUCCUAAAACCACUUGUCCGGACCAUUUAUUCUAAUAUGUGUAGUAUUUAUCAGUAUCAUAGCCCCACCAAGUGGUGGGAAAUAAUAUAGCAACCUCACUGUUGCUUACUCUAAAGAAAGAACAGCAAAAUACUGUAGACCCCAGUGCUUUCUUCAUAGAGCCAUUGAUAAACCAUAGUAUAGUAGCAUAAUUUCUCUCUCGCUUCAUCCACCGUCUUUCCUCAGGGUGACCUGACUAACCUUGUCCACGGGAGCCACUGCUCCAAGUACCGUCUGACCCGUAUUCCAGGGACCAAUGCUUUCGCUGGCAUCGUCAACGAGACGUGUGAUUCGCUGGCUUUCUGUGCCUGCAGCACUGUGGACCGCCUCUGUCUCAACUGUCACAGGUCAGACACAGUCACAGAACACAGAGUAACAUAGGAGAUGAGAUGCAGUGUUUUCUUAUUACUAUGAAUUAGUGAUUUAUCUGUGUAAAUAGUUGUAUUAACAGGGUUGAAUAGUACGCAUUAAAUUAUUUAAAUUCUCUAUCAAUUUUUUAAUCAUCUUUGUAGAUAAUGUAAUUAUAUUUGAAAACGUUUUUAAUAGUUUGUCUGACUGUUGUACAGGAUGGAGCAGAAUGAGUGCGAGUGUCCAUGUGAGUGCCCCCUGGAGGUCAAUGAAUGUACUGGCAACCUUACCUACGCUGAAAACAGGUGAGUGCUAGGAUCCAUAAUUAUGGUUCUGUAUUGAAUAGCCUACCACCAACAACAACAAUUAAAGAGUAAAGAGAUGUGUGUGUGCUGUAUAUGUGCCAACUCUUUAGUACCUGCAGACUCUGUAGUAGCCACAUGCUCUGUUAGUCACGUUUAGUCAGAAUCGUUCCAUCAGGCUGUCUGUUUGUCAUAAUAAUCAAAUAGCUGUGAUGAUUGCUCAGGUACCCCGAUGGUGGAACAAGCUUCCCCCUAAUGUCAGGACGAAAAAAAUGUCUCUCUCCCCAAAAAACAAUUGUCUUUUGGUCAGUGCUAUCCGGGAUCCUUGGGACGUCCCUACCCUAACCCCUACCCUAACUAUAACCAUAACCCUUACCUAACCCUGACCAUUACCUUGACCAUUUUAAAUUUCAACUUCAGUGGGGUAGGGAUAUCCCAAGGAUCCCGGAUAGCAUGGACCCUUGUCUUUUCCUACAAGCACUGACUGCUGAUAACUACUUUUACUGAGGAAAAAUGUGCUUGCAAUGACUGUGAUAUGUGGUUAUCUCGUCUAGCUAUCUUAAGAUGAAUGCACUAACUGUAAGUCGCUCUGCAUAUACAGUACAUUUGGAAAGUAUUCAGACCCCUGAACUUUCCACAUUUUGUUACGUUACAGCCUUAUUCUAAAAUUGUUUUUCCCCCUCAUUCAUCUACACACAAUACCCCAUAAUGACAAAGCAAAAACAGGUUUUUAGAAAUGUUUGCAAAUGUAUAAAAAAUAAAAAACUGAAAUCACAUUUAUAUAAAUAUUCAGACCCGUUACUCAGUACUUUGUUGAAGCACCUUUGGCACCGAUUACAGCCUAGAGUCUUCUUGGGUAUGACGCUACAAGCUUGGCACACCUGUAUUUGAGGUGUUUCUCCCAUUCCUCUCUGCAGAUCCUCAAGCUCUGUCAGGUUGGAUGGGGAGCAUUGCUGCAAAACUAUUUUCAGGUCUCUCCAGAGAUGUUCAAUCGGGUUCAAGUCCGGGUUCUGACAUUGAGACUUGUCUCGAAGCCACUCCUGCGUUGUCCUGUUGGAAGGUGAACCUUCGCCACAGUCUGAGGUCCUGAGCGCUCUGGAGCAGGUUCUCAUCAAGGAUCUCUCUGUACUUUGCUCCGUUGAUCUUUGCCUCGAUCCUGACUAGUCUCCCAGUCUCUGCCGCUGAAAGACAUCCCCACAGCAUGAUGCUGCCACCACCAUGCUUCACCGAAGGGAUGGUGCCAGGUUUCCUCCAGAUUUGACGCUUGGCAUUCAGGUCAAGGAGUUCAAUCUUGGUUUCAUCAGACCAGAGAAUCUUGUUUAUCAUGGUCUGAGAGUCUUUAAGUGCCUUUUGGCAAACUCCAAGCAGGCUGUCAUGUGCCUUUUACUGAGGAGUGGCUUCCGUCUGGCCACUCUACCAUAAAGGCCUGAUUGGUGGAGUGCUGUAGAGAUGGUUGUCCUUCUGAUAGAUUCUCCCAUCUCCACAGAGGAACUCUGGAGCUCCUUCAGAGUUACCAUCGGGUUCUUGGGCACCUCCCUGACCGAGGCCCUUCUCCCCCGAUUGCUCAGUUUGGCCGGGCGGCCAACUCUAGGAAGAGUCUUGGUGGUUCCAAACUUCUUCCAUUUAAGAGGAGGCCACUGUGUUCUUGGGGACCUUCAAUGCUGCAGAAUGUUUUUUGCCACCCUUCCCCAGAUCUGUGCCUCAACACAAUCCUGUCUCGGAGCUCUACGGACAAUUCCUUCGACCUCAUGGCUUGGUUUUUGCUCUGACAUGCGCUGUCAACUGUGGAACCUUAUAUAGACAGGUGUGUGCCAAUUGUGCGCCUUCUCAUGGUUCUCCCGGUCACGGCCGGCUGUGACACAGCCUGGGAUCGAACCCAGGGCUGUAGUGACGCCUCAAGCACUGCGAUGUAGAAACAAUUCAAGGAUGAUCAAUGGAAACAGGAUGCACCUGAGCUCAAUUUCGAGUCUCAUUGCAAAGGGUCUGAAUACUUGUGUAAAUAACGUAUUUCUGUUCUUUUUUUAUAAAUGAGCAAACAUUUAUAAAAACCUGUAUUCGCUUUGUCAUUAUGGGGUAUUGUGUGUAGAUUGCUGAGAAUAAAAAAAAAAUCAAUUUUAGAAUAAGGCUGUAACGUAACAGAAUGUGAGGAAAGUCAAGGGGUCUGAAUACUUUCCGAAGGCACAGUUAAGCGUCUGUUAAAUGACAAUGUAAUACACAGUGAGACACCUGUCUUCAGCCAACCAUUUCACUGUGACUGCAGCAUUCCACUGACGUACUCUAUGUCUGGCUGGCUAGGGCUUUUUGUGAAAAGAAAUGGAGGGAUGUGUGGGUGGAUAGAGGGUGGCAUAGAAUAAAUCCUCCACAAAGCUGUCAUUCUGCAGUCAGUCGGUCAUUCAUGUAGUGUUGUGUUCCCUCUUUUGACAACAUGACUCUGUAAUGCUAGUUUCUCCCUCAUUUGAGCUGUUGAAUGCUGUAGCCUAAAAGGAAAUUCAACAGUCAUUAUCUCUGUCUUUUAUGUUCACGGAUUGAACUGUUUUGACCAUACCGUUUCUCUACUUCAUUGGCUUGACUGCCGUGCCAGGUGUUUUUCAUUAUUUGGCUUGUGUACUCAUGUGUAUUGCUGCUGUUUGACCGUGCCGGUCGUAUAUUUCUGGGGUCCGACCGUGUGGUCAUGGUCAUCACUGUGGUCUGACCGUGUGGUGUUGUUCUUUAGGAACCCCAGCUGUGAGGUGCACCAGGAGCCCCUGUCUCUGACGGUGAUGGACUCCAGUCUGCAGGACACCCUGCCCCAGUGUAUCAACACCCGCUGCAGCCAGCGCUUCACUAGCAGGUAGAGUACAUUUAAGGGGUAACACUUUAUUUGGAUAGUCUAUCUGUAGAUGCUCCAGAGACUAUCAGUAACAUUUCAACUAACUAUCUACAACUAACUAUCUACUAGCCCUAACUCUAACUCUUACCCUAACCCUUAUUCUAAACCUUACCCUAACGGAAACCUUAGAAAUCAGUUGCUUAUCAACAGAUAGUUUGUUGAUAGUGUGACCAUUUGUAGAUGAUCUACAACCCAUUACAGCCCACAGCACCAACCUGGAGGAACGACAGGGGGAAGAAAUACUGUACUGGAGAAUGAACUCUUUAAUUUAGACCUCACUUUUGUCAUCUCUCUGUACAUAGAUGGAUUAAAGCAUGUAGUGAUACUGAUUUUAUAAGGAGAACGUUUCAGAUCAAAAUUCAUUUCCAAAAUACAAUUGCUGAGAUUUACUGUGAAGAGUAUCCCUUACGUAUGUCAUAGUCUUGACCAAGACUUUAUUAACUCUUACCUUUUCUCUGUGAUCCUCAGUGACUGUUUUGGCGUGCUGGACUGUGAGUGGUGCAUGGUGGACAGUGAUGGGAAGACCCACCUGGACAAGCCUUACUGUGCCCUGCAGAAGGAAUGCUUCGGGGGCAUCGUGGGGGCCAAGAGCCCUUACAUGGACAGCAUGGGAAUGCUGGGUGAGUCUACACAUUCCUUACUGUCGCGAGGUCAUGCAAACAGAAUGGGCUAGUGGGUUAGACUUUGAGACUUUGUGGAAUGAUGUUUGAUUUCCCACAGCUAUGUGGUAGUCCUCCAAGAAGAAUAUUUUGUCAACUUUAAGGCACGGACAGACCGGUAGAAUUGUUGAGCGUCUUACAGCCUAUAAUACUUGGCACCUCUGAACAGAGUGCCGGACGUAAUUUGAAAACAGAUUCUAGAUGUAGAAAUGGGCGAACGCGGCAGCCGUCAGUCGCCCACCGGCGGGUGGUCCCGAUAACACACCACGCUGACAGCAAGCGAACGGCGAACGAACGGCCCCGUGCUGUGCAGACCGACAAUCGGUCUGGUGAGUUUUCUCCUUUUAUAGAUGGAAUGUAACCCUUUUCCUCCCUCUCUCCUCCCCUCCAGAUGAAGAGGUAGUGUCUCUGAACAUGAUGAAGAGUGCCCCGGUAGGGCCGGUUGCCGGGGGUAUUAUGGGCUGUAUCAUGGUGCUGGUGUUGGCUGUCUAUGCCUACAGACACCAGAUACACCGGCGCUCACACCAGCACAUGUCCCCUCUGGCUGCACAAGGUAAGACACCACGACAUACUUAAGAUGAAUGUUACCUAGAACAACUGACUAUGUAAAAGCAGCUAGUUAGUGCAUGCAAGUUGGACAAGAUCGGUGACACAAGUAGCCUUUGAUUUAGGUUUGAUUAAAAUCUCAUGAAUAGGGAAUGUUAUUGACAUUCAAGACCAUUUUGUUAUUGCCUAAGUCUGCAAUGAAAGUACUCAAACUCAAAGACCGUUAUUGCUCCAAUGUUGCCUUAGGUAUUAGUAUUGAUCGAGAAAGCGGCUACUGCUGCUGUGGGAAUGAUCGAAUUAACGGUUGACCUUUCUAGACGCCGCAACACAGAGCCUCUUCUUAAUGGUCGUAUAAACACUCAUUAUUAACACUGACUAAAGAGACUCUCUUUAUCGCUCUCCCUCCUUUCUACAGAGAUGUCCGUGAGGAUGUCUAACCUGGAUAAUGAGAGGGAUGAGGACAGCCAUGAAGACAGGGGGAUCAGUAAGUACUGAGUGGACAAAACAUUAGGAAUUUUCUACAACACCCGGAAAUCUGCCCCCUUUAUUCUAUGUACCCAACGCACUAGAAGACCAGUUCUUAAAGCCUUUAGCCGUAUCCUUAUUCUAGUCCUCCUCUGUUCCUCUGGUGAUGUAGAGGCUAACCCAGGCCCUGCAGCCCUCAGUAUCACUCCAACUCCCCAGGCGCUAUCAUUUGCUGACUUCUGUAAUCGCAAAAGUCUUGGUUUCUUGCACGUAAAUAUCAGAAGUCUACUUCCUAAGUUUGAGUUAUUCACUGCGUUAGCACACUCCGCCAACCCUGAUGUUCUAGCAGUGUCUGAAUCCUGGCUCAGGAAGGCCACCAAAAAUUCUGAAAUUUCCAUCCCCAACUAUAACAUUUUCCGUCUAGAUAGAACUGCCAAAGGGGGUGGAGUUGCAAUCUACUGUAGAGAUAGCCUGCAGAGCUCUAUCAUACUAUCCAGGUCUGUGCCCAAACAGUUUGAGCUUCUACUUCUAAAAAUCCACCUUUCCAGAAAUAAGUCUCUCACUGUUGCCGCUUGCUACAGACCCCCCUCAGCCCCCAGCUGUGCCCUGGACACCAUAUGUGAAUUGAUUGCCCCCCAUUUAUCCUCAGAGUUCGUACUGCUUGGUGACCUAAAUUGGGAUAUGCUUAAUACCCCAUCCUACAAUCCAAGCUAGAUGCCCUCAAUCUCACGCAAAUUAUCAACGAACCUACCAGGUACAACCCUAAAUCCGUAAACAUGGGUACCCUCAUAGAUAUCAUCCUGACUAACAUACCCUCUAAAUACACCUCAGCUGUCUUCAACCAGGAUCUCAGCGAUCACUGCCUUAUUGCCUGCGUCCGUAACGGGUCCGCGGUCAAACGACCACCCCUCAUCACUGUCAAACGCUCCCUAAAACACUUUAGCGAGCAGGCCUUCCUAAUUGACCUGGCCCAGGUAUCCUGGAUGGAUAUAGAUCUCAUUCCGUCAGUAGAGGAUGCCUGGUUGUUCCUUAAAAGUAAUUUCCUCUCAAUCUUAAAUAAACAUGCCCCAUUCAAAAAAUACAGAACUAAGAACCGAUAUAGCCCCUGGUUCUCCUCAGACUUGACUGCCCUUGACCAGCACAAAAACAUCAUGUGGCGUACUGCAUUAGCAUCAAAUAGCCCCCGCGAUAUGCAACUUUUCAGGGAAGUUAGGAACCAAUAUACACAAGCAGUCAGGAAAGCAAAGGCUAACUUUUUCAAACAGAAAUGUGCAUCCUGUAGCACUAACUCCAAAAAGUUUUGGGACACUGUAAAGUCCAUGGAGAAUAAGAGCACUUCCUCCCAGUUGCCCACUGCACUGAGGCUAGGAAACACUAUCACCACCGAUAAAUCUACAAUAAUCGAGAAUUUCAACAAGCAUUUUGCUACGGCUGGCCAUGCUUUCCAUCUGGCUACCACUACCCCGGCCACCAACUCUGCACCCUCCGCUGCAACUUGCCCAUGCCCCCCCCCCCCCGCUGUUCCUUCACACAAAUUCAGACAGCUGAUGUUCUGAAAGAGCUGCAAAAUCUGGACCCCUAGAAAUCAGCUGGGCUAGACAAUCUGGACCCUUUCUUUCUAAAACUAGCCGCCGAAAUUGUCGCAACCCCUAUUACUAGUCUGUUCAACCUCUCUUUCAUAACGUCUGAGAUCCCCAGAGAUUGGAAAGCUGCCGCGGUCAUCGUGACACUCUAGAUCCAAACUGCUACAGACCUAUAUCCAUCCUGCCCUGCCUUUCGAAAGUAUUUGCAAGCCAAGUUAACAAACAGAUCACCGACCAUUUCGAAUACCACCGUACCUUCUCCGCUAUGCAAUCCGGUUUCCGAGCUGGUCACGGGUGCACUUCAGCCACGCUCAAGGUCCUAAACGAUAUUAUAACCGCGAUUGAUAAUAGACAGUACUGUGCAGCCGUCUUCAUCGACCUGGCCAAGGCUUUCGACUCUGUCAACCACCGCAUUCUUAUUGGCAGACUAAAUAGCCUUGGUUUCUCAAAUGACUGCCUCGCCUGGUUCACCAACUACUUCUCAGAUAGAGUUCAGUGUGUCAAAUCGGAGGGCCUGUUGUCUGGACCUAUGGCAGUCUCUAUGGGGGUGCCACAGGGUUCAAUUCUUGGGCCGACUCUUUUCUCCAUGUAUAUCAAUGAUGUCGCUCUUGCUGCUGGUGACUCUCAGAUCCACCUCUACGCAGACGACACCAUUUUGUAUACAUCUGGCCCUUCAUUGGACACUGUGUUAACAAACCUCCAAACGAGCUUCAAUGCCAUACAACACUCCUUCAGUAGCCUCCAACUGCUCUUAAACACUAGUAAAACUAAAUGCAUGCUUUUCAAUCGAACGCUGCUGGCACCCGCCCACCCGACUAGAAUCACCACUCUCGACGGGUCUGACCUAGAGUAUGUGGACAACUACAAAUACCUAGGUGUCUGGUUAGACUGUAAACUCUCCUUCCAGACUCACAUAAAGAAUCUCCAAUCCAAAGUUAAAUCUAGAAUCGGCUUCCUAUUUCGCAACAAAGCCUCCUUCACUCAUGCUGCCAAACAUGCCCUCGUAAAACUGACUAUCCUACCGAUCCUUGACUUCGGCGAUGUCAUUUACAAAAUAGCCUCCAACACUCUACUCAGCAAAUUGGAUGUAGUCUAUCACAGUGCCAUCCGUUUUGUCUCCAAAGCCCCAUACACUACCCACCACUGUGACCUGUACGCUCUUGUUGGCUGGUCCUCACUACAUGUUCGUCGUCAAACCCACUGGCCCCAGGCCAUCUAUAAAUCACUGCUAGGCAAAUCCCCGCCUUAUCUUAGCUCAUUGGUCACCAUAGCAGCACCCACCCGUAGUCUGCGCUCCAGCAGGUAUAUCUCACUGGUCAUUCCCAAAGCCAACACCUCCUUUGGCCACCAUUCCUUCCAGUUCUCUGCUGCCAAUGACUGGAACGAAUUGCAAAAAUCUCUGAAGCUGGAGACUCUUAUCUCCCUCACUAACUUUAAGCAUCAGUUGUCAGAGCACCUUACCGAUCACUGCACCUGUACACAGCCCAUCUGAAAUUAGCCCACCCAACUACCUCAUCCCUAUAUUGUUAUUUAUUUUGCUCUUUUGCACCCCAGUAUCUCUAUUUUCACAUAAUCUCUUGCACAUCUAGCAUUCCAGUGUUAAUACUAUUGUAAUUAUUUUGCACUAUAGCCUAUUUAUUGCCUUACCUCCAUAACUUGCUACAUUUGCACACACUGUAUAUAUAUUUUCUGUUGUAUUUUUGACUUUAUGUUUUUUUACCCCAUAUGUAACUCUGUGUUGUUUUUAUCGCACUGCUUUGCUUUAUCUUGGCCAGGUCGCAGUUGUAAAUGAGAACUUGUUCUCAACUGGCUUACCUGGUUAAAUAAAGGUGAAAUAAAAUAAAUAAAAAUAAAAUCUACACUGAUUGAAGUGGAUUUAACAAGUGACAAUAAGGUAUCAUGGCUUUCACCUGGUCAGUCUGUGUCCUCAUGUUUUGUACACUCAGUGUAGGUUAUUGUCAGUGUGCGUUACCUCACCAAUGGGUUUGAAUAAUAAUAAAAGUGUUCUGUAAGGUUGUGAGCUAUUGCAAUCCUGAAAUAAACUACUGGAGCAUUCAGUAAAGGCACAAUCCUUGAUUAGUUUUCCACUUGAAAUGACCAUUGAACAGCUAUAAAUAUUGCAUAUUGACCUUGUGUUCGCUAACCUUUGAGUUGACCUGGAUGUUGUCUUGCUGUUCCUCGUCUUGCAGUCAGUAACACCCGGUUCAUUGCGGCGGUGAUCGAGAGACACACCCACAGCCCCGAACGCAGGAGGAGGUACUGGGGACGGUCAGGGACGGAGAGUGACCACGGUAAGACCACCAGACGACCAGAAGAUGACCACAGAGGAAACAGGGCACUGUACUCCCCUUAAAACCGCACAUAUUCUGGUUAAGGGGGAGAAGAGUGGUAUAACUCUGAAAAGCCACAUAACAGAUAGCACACACUGCCUUUGUGUUCCCUCUCUUGUCCUCUGGAGAUGAGUUUCGUUCUAGCUAACGCUGGUUGUGUAACCACUGAUCAGAGAGGGAAGUGAAGGAGGGAGAAGUGGAGGAGAGGCAGUUGAAAAAUGGAGAGGGUGUGUAAGAAAGAGGGCGGAAGCGCUUCAGGGCAAACGGCAAAGUGUUAAAAAGUUGUUGGUUCUUUUCCUCGGCUCAGUCGGAGGUGUCCUCCCACAGUCCACGCACUCCCACAGCUGAAGGGUCUCUGAACAGACACACACACACACACACACACACACACACACACACAGCUGAAGGGGCUCUGUAGAAACACUGAGCUUGUAUCUGUUGGUACACACGCCAGGGAAUUGGAGGAGCAUUUGGUGUUUGUUCGGAGUCAAGGAUGUUGUCUAACAGCCUGCAUGCAAACAGACAUCCUGCUAUGGGCAUUAGUAAUUCAACCUUUCUCUGUGUAUUAUGUCUCUGUAAGUUAUUACCUCAGUCCUGACCUUUCAGAUCCUCUGUUUCGGUCCCUGUCUCCACUGUUAUGCACUGUUCAUGACCUUUCAACUGUGAUUACUUUGUUCACUCACGCUCUGUGCUACUCCGAAAAACAGAUGACAAAAGGAAACAGCAGUAGCACUGUUUGAAAUGACUUCUCAUCAGGAGAUGGAAGGAGUUGAGCUGAGGGUAGGGGAUAGGAGCUAUGCAGUCAGUGCUGCUGAAGUCGGCAUUUUUCCUCUCCUCCGGAUCCCAUUGAAGUCAUCCCCAUAGUUCCCUCUUUUAGAGAACAUUUCGAAAGCCCAAAUCACAUUCAGAAGCUCUGCUAGCAAGUCUAAAUCAGUACCUUUGUUUCGCUUCGAUAGAUGCCCACUCCUAAACCCAUCAUCCACUCCUAUCUACCUUCCACUACACUCAGCAAGUUUCUCCUCCUUCUACAGUUCUAGUGUUUUAUAAGAGUUUGUUUUAUCUUCUGAGUCUAAAGUGCCUGAGGGCUGCUGAGUGUUGGGCUUUGACAGUAUCAGAGGCAGAGAUGAGAUGUACGAUGUUCUAAUGUCAAUGAUCUGCGGGGAUUCAGUGGAGGCUGGAGAGAUGGAGAGAGGCAUUGAAGAUGGAGGGAUUGAUUCAAACGUGUAGGCAAUCCCCCUCUUGAUUGCUCGCGCUUUCUCUCAACUGCAGGGGCACAAACUUUCCCUUAGCUCACCCUUUCAAACCACCCCACGUGCAACGUGCAUGACUCACUGCACAUACAGCUCUCUUUUCCAGAGAUUCCUACAAAGAUUGAGAUUUCACACAAAUUGUAAUUAAUGAGGUGCGCUGGCUUAGAAUUGUGUUUCCUAAACUGUAAUUAUAGAUCGACGUAAGUAUACUCUGGUGUGUAAAGUCUUGCAUAUUUUCUUCUGACGUUUCUACUGCUCUAUAGUAGUAUGCUGUUCAUAUAACAGUAAGAGGCAGAGAAGCAAUCACAAAGCCUCCAAUUUUGGGACAAAUCUCUGUGAUUCUGUGUGCUUUUAUCCUUGUAUGUGUCUUGUACAUAUAUAUGUGAAUUUAAUGUGUAUUAACAUGUGUAUUCCUGUGUUUGUCACAUCAGGCUACAGCACCAUGAGUCCUCAGGAGGACAGUGAGAACCCUCCCUGCAACAACGACCCCCUGUCGGCCGGCGUGGACGUGGGUAACCACGACGAUGACCUGGAUUUGGACACGCCCCCUCAGACGGCGGCGCUGCUCAGCCACAAGUUCCACCCGUACCGCCACCCCCCCUACCACCACCCGCUCCACACACACCACCUGCAGGCAGCCGUCACCGUGCACAGUGUGGACGCAGAAUGCUGAUCCUAAACCUCCCUACCCCUUCACCUCCCCAGACCUUGGCUCUCCUCCACCCCCACCAGCCCUCUUCCUCGCCUGGCUGCACCACUGUGGGCCCCUGACAUCCAACGCUACCACUACCAUCACCUCCAGACUCCACCACCAUGUAGGCUCCCACUGGGCCCAGCCAGGGUGAGGGGAGGUGGGCUGAGAGAGAAUAGGGCAGACCCCCUGCUGUUGGACCCUGCUGGAAGUCUCCUUGGAAGAUCAUACACUGUAGGAGGAACACUAGCUUCUGUAGCCCAGCAGAGCUCUGCUCAGAACAUGGGGGGAUGAGGCGGAGCUGCUGGCCUUCUUCUAA
Messenger RNA from Coregonus sp. 'balchen', 59516 nucleotides. The record is from the annotation of a GenBank genome assembly. NCBI's taxonomy places the organism in Eukaryota, Metazoa, Chordata, Actinopteri, Salmoniformes, Salmonidae.